CAACUGCUGUUUCUCUGCAGGAGCAAUGGCUGCUUUCGUAAGACACAAUUUAACCUUACAAAUUCCAAAUCUUCUGAGACGAUAUGGUUGUAGUUGUCGUAAUCAAAUUCUUAUUGCCGCAAAUAACAAAUGUUGAAUUUUUGGAGACGCACACAUUCUGGUUUAGAAAUAAGUAUAAUGAAAAAGAAGCAGUUAGCACAUUUGUAGGAUCGGCAUUUUGUUUAAUUUCAGUAUUGAUAAUCAAUUAUUUAAAAAAAUAUUUUAACAUAAAAUGCUGCAAAUUGAGUGAAUUUGUUUUUGUGUUAUAUUAUAAAAUCACACGUAUUAUGAAGUACUUUCAUAACUACUUAAAUCAGUUUGAAUUGGAAUUAUCUUACAAAGUCACAAUCGUGUUUUCUUUUUAUUAAUCAGUCAGGAGAAUAAGGUUUAUUGUCAUCUACUUAUGUCAACGUGAUGGCAUGUGUAAGAUGUAAGUGCAUUUCUGUGGUAAUUGGAUACAGCUGUGAACCGAUACAGUAGGCUACAGUGCUGGUGCAGAUUUAAACCAAUAAGAAAUGGACUAUAUAACAUUUCUAAUGUGGAAACAAUGGAUAAGGCUCAGUGAUAGGGUUGGUAUGCUUACCACUGGAGAGCAGUGCUUUAACUCUUGUUAAAAAUCCAAGACUUUAAUCCUAACCUAGCUUGCUCUCCACCAUCAGUAAUUGUACAAGGGAGGUGGACAUGCUAUGCUUUACCCCUCUAAUAAGUGACGGAUCUCCAGACCGCUUCCAGAGUGAUAGAGACAAGGCCGCAGACUUAGGAGCCAUUAAGGACCCUUCCUUACCUUUGAAUCCAUGAAACUCACCUUUUACGCAGAUCUCUCGGGAGGUACCCUUGUUUAUGGAAGAUCACGUCCUUACCAUAUGCACCAUAUCCAAUAUCGCUGGCACAUGGCGCACAUCCUCAUCGUCCUUAAUGGAAAAGAAAAGCAUACAUGAACGAAGCAAAGGCACUGUUGUUGGCUUUGAGUGUCCACUAGGACUCAGUGGAACCUAUGAGGACCAGUGCAGCAGGCCAGGAACUUUACAAGUGUAACCCAGCAAUGGUAAAACCUUUUAGCCUUUUAUAGUCCACACCAGACGUUUUCUGCAGUCAACUCCACCUGACGGGGAGCUCGGCUCUCUAUAGGUGUGGGUUUACCUGGUUCAGUGUUAGUUAGCCUUUUAAUUGAUUGCAUUAUGUAAAACAUCAUAGAUUUGUAACUACCACCCUGCUAUGUUUACAUAUGGGUUAAUCCAGCCUCUAGUGGCUGUCUCAUUGACAGCCGCUAGAGGCGCUUCUCACUGUGAUUUUCACAGUGAGAAGACGCCAGCAUCCAUAGGAAAGCAUUGAAUUGCCGUGCAUGCGCAUUCAGCCGAUGACAGCGAAAAGGAAGAGAGUUCCCCGCGCUAAGGGAGCCCGGCGGGGGAAAACAGGUAAGAUUUAACCCCUUCCAUCCCCUAGGGCCCGGUGUGAGGGGGGCCCUGAGGGUGGGGGGGGGACCUAGAGACCCUAUAGUGCCAGGAAAACUAGUAUGUUUUCCUGGCACUAUAGUGGUCCUUUAAAUACAUCUAUCAUAUGCAGGCUUAAACUGCUUACUCAUUCCACAUGAAUCCAAAGUACUACAUAUAUCACAUACAGGUUACAGAGUAGGUAUAUUAUAUACACACCUUCUAGGUCACAGGUGGAAGUAACUGGGGUCUAGGAGAAUAUGAGCAGAGCUAGAUGAGUGAUAGCUUGAUAAUAACAGAAAUUAAAAUGCUUUCAGAGUUGAGGCUAUACCCACCUCCUAUACCCAUUGUAUACAUACUGUGCUCCACAGACAAAACAGACACCUUCCCAACUUACUUCAGUCAACCACAUGCACUAUUUCCUUCCCAGCACACAUUCUGUCAACCAAUCAGAGUGGAGAAUACCUUCUAAGUUUAUAUUCUCUUACCCAACCAAAGGAGACAGACACCUCAUUUACUCAUCACUUCUUUUCAUCCAAUUAAAGAGAAGAAACUUAGUAUCACUCUCACUGACUAUCAGUUUAUUUUUCUACCCUUCUUAACUUUUGUGAACCAAUAGGACAGAUAUUGCCAGCUGAGAUCCUGUCACCCAGUCAGAUAGGGACAUCUCCUGUAUUUGGCUGUAUUGCUGCUUCUUUCAAGAGACUGUAAUUCUGCACAAGGAAGAUGCAGUCCAUAAUUAUGAAGCAGCUCUGUAAGCCCCUAUUAUAAAAUCAUUAUGAAAUACUCACAUUGACUGAGUUGGAAUUUCACUGAAAUCUCAACACAGUAAAAAGAUAUACUGAGAAAAGUAGGGACUACUUUGUCUUAGUAUUUCUCCUACGCUUGACAAAAAGGCAGAGCUACCUUUUGUCAAGCCUUGUCAAUACAGAUGCCAUUACUAGUGAUGGCUGUAGGGACAAAGGCUCUGUCUAUGGAGGAUCUUGCGGGAUCCACCAUAGAGCUUAAUGUUGUAUUUUCGUGCAUGCGCAUGAUUGCGAGGCUGAUGCGGGCUCCUGGCAGCUAAAGCCCAAGUAGCUGAAGUGGACCGGCAGGAAGAGCAUGGUGUGAGGGACAGGUACAGAUACAGUUGUGCUCAAAAGUUUGCAUACCCUGGCAGAAAUUGUAAAAUUUUGGCAUUGAUUUUAAAAAUAUGAUCCUGAUCAUGCAAAAAUGUUUUAUUUUAUUGAAGGAUAGUGAUCAUAUGAAGUCAUUUAUCAUCACAUAGUUGUUUGGCUCCUUUUCAUAAUGAUAACAGAAAUCAAUCAAAAGUUUCCUUCCCCUUGAAUGUUUGGCCUUUUACAGACACACACGGUGACAUAGACAGGUUAAAAUGGCAAUUAAAUGUUUCCCACACCUGUGGCUUUUUAAAUUGCAAUUUGUGUCUGUACAUAAAUAGUCAGUGAGUUUGUUAGCUCUCGCGUGGAUGCACUGAGCAGGCUAGAUACUGAGCCAUGGGGAGCAGAAAAGAACUGUCAAAAGUCCUGCGCAACAUGGUAAUGGAACUUUAUAAAGAUGGAAAAGGAUAUAAAAAGAUAUCCAAAGCCUUAAAAUUGCCAGUCAGUACUGUUCAAUCACAUAUUAAGAAGUGGAAGAUUCUGGGAUUUCUUGAUACCAAGCCAAGGUCAGGUAAACCAAGAAAGAUUUCAGCCACGACUGCCAGAAGAAUUGUUCGGGAUACAAAGAAAAAGCCACAGGUAUCCUCAGGAGAAAUACAGGCUGCUCUGGAAAAAGACGGUAUGGUUGUAUCAAGGAGCACAAUACGAUCGAUACUUGACAAAAACUGAGUUGCAUGGUUGUGUUGCCAGAAAGAAGCCUUUACUGCGUCAAUGCCACAAAAAAGCCCUGUUAUAAUAUGACCGACAACACCUUGACACGACUCACAGCUUCUGGCACACUGUAAUUUGGAGUGACAAGACCAACAUAGAUCUUUAUGGUCACAACCAUAAGCGCUAUGUUUGGAAAGGGGUCAACAAUGCCUAUAGUGCAAAAUAAUACCAUCCCCACUGUGAAUCAUGUAAUUGAUGCGAAAGGGGGCAAUACACAAAUAUUAAGAACUAAGGGUAUGCAGACUUUUGAACAGGGGUCAUUUAAUUUUUUUCUUUGUUGCCAUGUUUUGUUUCAUGACUGUGCCAUUCUGUAAUAACCUAGAGUUAAAUAGGAAUCCCAUAAGAAAUAAAAGAAAUGUGUUUUGCCUGCUCACUCAAGUUUUCUUUAAAAAUGGUACAUAUAUUACCAAUUCUCCAAGGGUAUGCAAACGUUUGAGCACAACUGUAAGUAUAACUCGUUAUAUUAUACCGUUCUUGACCACUUUAAUGGUCAUUAUUCUAUUUCCCUGAUACUGUAUCUAGUGUGGUAGGGGUGAUGACCGUGUUUUUAAUAUUAUACGUGUGAGUUAACAAGAAAGACAUAAGACAUUUAAAUAAGAACCAUAAAGCAUAGAUCACAAGAAAAUACAUCUGUAUUUUGCAUAGGUUUUGUAAAGCAUAGAUCGCAAGAAAAGACAACUGUAUUUUUUUCUAAUUUAAUUAAAACCAUGUAAAGUGAACGUUGCAUAGGUUUUGUAUAAAAUAUGUAAAUGUGCUGUAAAGAAUUGCUACUACAAUGGUUCACUAUCCUCUCCACUGGGUUAAAUGUAUGUUAGCAGCUCUAAUGUAACACCAAUGCUCGCUUCAAGAUUAUAUCAGGGUUAUUUAACUAAAGUGAGAAUUGUCAAGAGGAGAAAGUGAUUCAAAUGAAAUUUUAAAUCUGAGGCCAAAAUAGUCGAACUAGAAGCAUAGCAGCCUAAGAUAUUUUUUUCCACUUUGACUAUUUUGGCUGUAACUUUGAAAUUCACUUUUUAAUUCCCUACAGUUCUCACUUGAGUAAAUAACGCCGUAGCAAUCUGACAUUCACUAGACCUGUGUUCUUGUCAAAAUGCUAACAUUGCAUUUCACUGAAACAGCAAUGUUUUAAAUUUCCACUCAAAAGGGAAAGGGUUUAGUCAACAAAACCACUUCAUUAGGAUUAAGUGGUUUUGAUGCAUAGUAUUCUUUUAACCCCUUCAAAUCACUGGUUAAAGGGACUCUCCAGUGCCAGGAAAGCAAAUUUUCCUGGCACUGCAGAUCCCCUCUCCCUCACCAGUGACUUACCUGUAUCCAGCGCUGAUGUCCCUUGGCGCUGGGUCAGGCUCCACCAACUCUUGUCGGCGGGGGAGACCUAAUGCGCAGCAAUUGCCGCGCACGCAUUACACCGUCCCAUAGGAAAGUAUUAUUCAAUGCUUUCCUAUGGGGAUUCCGGCGACGCUAGAGGUCCUCAUGCAUAGCGUGAGGACGUCCAGCAUCUCUUAAAACACUAAAAGUGUUUUAAGAACCCAGAAGCUCCUCUAGUGGCUGUCUCAUAGACAGCCACUAGAGGAGGACUUAACCCUGUUAGGCAAUUAGUGCAGUUUAUGAAAAACUGCAUUAAUUACACUUGCAGGGUUAAGGGUAGUGGGAGUUGGCACCCAGACCACUCCAAGGGGCAGGAGUGGUCUGAGUGCCUGGAGUGUCCCUUUAAGUAUUCAAAAUCAAAACAAAAAUAAAUGAACACUCCAAGCACCAUAACCAUUAGGGUCACCCAGGCACUGUUGCCCGCUUUAGAUAAUUCCUAUGGCGAACCAUAAAUGUUCUACCUGAGCUAAGCCCUGCAGUGCUCAGCUUAUUGGCUUUAAACACAAGCUUUACAUUCCAUUAGCAGUGCAUGUUUUGUGAUGUUCUUUGCGGUCAGCUAAUGCUCUCACUUAAUGAGCUAGCCCUGGCUUAGCUCAGGAGAGCUAACAAAAGCUGCUAUUCAUAGGAAGAAGUGGAGGCGGAGAGUAGAGCCUGGCACACUCUAUGUAAGAAGACCAGCCCUUGUGCUAUACAGCGAGCUGUAGUUGUUAUGGUGCUUUUGCAUGUUAAUUUAAUGCCAAAUGUGUUUACAUUUGUGUAAUUAAUCAUGACAUUUAUUGUUAUAGCAUGUAGGCAUGUUUAAAGAUUGGAAUAUUGCAACUCUCCUCACUAAAUGACAGAUAUAUCACUUACAUAGGUUUGUUUCGACUUUAAUGAAUAAGAUAAUUUCAUCAUCUGUCACUUUCAUGUCUCCUACAUUUUCUGAACACUUACCAGCUUGCACUGAGUCUACCAUUGUGAUAUAACAUUUAUUUUGUAUAGUUCCUAGUUUAGAGUGUUCCUAGAGGCAGUGAUUGGCAAUGCAUUAACACUGACUGACACAGACGGAACCUUUCUCUCUGGUUCUAGUUUCCCUUUCUGGGGGAGGAUUUGAUUAACGGACUUAACUCAGGCUUUACAUUCCACUGACAGUGAGUGCAUGUUUUGUGACGUUCGAUUUAAAGAACUCAGGGAGAUAAUGGAAACAGGGGCGUGGGGGUGUUGUAUGUUGGGAUGCCCUACUGAAGGAGUACAGGUUGCUAGUGGACUCAGAGAGGAACAUGUUUUGUGAAGGGCACUUUGUGUGUGACAGCUGCAAACGUGCAGAAGCAUCAUGUAACUGUUAGCUAAUACAUUUAUAUGGUCCAAUAAUUGUACUGUUCAUUAAAUUUAACCCCAAGCAAUUUUGUCUACUGUGCAAUUUAUUCUGUAGUGUGUAGCAAGUUGAUUAGUCCAAUGACUUGUUGUGAACUGCCCACAUUUAGUACUGUUAAAUAAAAUAUGAAAUCACUCUGCAAUGGGCAAGCCCUGUGUUUGACCAAUUUCCAAAACACCAUGGAACCUGUACAUGGGGUACAUUGUUGUACUUGUGGGACAUCACAAUAUACACAUAUGUGUUUUAUUGCAGUAAAAGCUAACAGUAUUAUGACAUAUGGUGAAAGUGUAUUUUAGCGUAUUUUAUUAUUUGCGGUUUCAUUCAGGUGUGAUUAAGUGGCACAUUAAGCAAAAUAACUAACUCGAAAUAGUAAAAGCUAAACUAAACUUUUACCCCCACAUUCUAGGUAAGACAAAUACUAUAUGAGUUAGUUAUUUUGCUUAAAUCACACCUGAAGUAAACAGCAAAUAAUAAGAUACGCUAAGAUACACAUUUAUCAGUGUUAGUUAAAAUGCAAAAUUUAGAAAAUAACAUUUCUUUAUUUCUCACACGUUUUUUUUAAAAUAAUUUUAUUCAUUCUUAAAUUAUGUUUCAUAUAUAAAUAUUUGAUGUGCAAUAAAAACCCUAUUUUUCUUGAAAAUUAUAUAUAUGUGUGGGUGCUAGAAAAGAGGUAGACAAGAGGUAAAAUAUAUAAAGGGAAUCAACACAGUAAAGGAGGAGACUAUAUUUAAAAGAAGAAAAACUACCACAACAAGAGGACAUAGUCUUAAAUUAGAGGGACAAAGGUUUAAAAAUAAUAUCAGGAAGUAUUACUUUACUGAGAGGGUAGUGGAUGCAUGGAAUAGCAUUCCAGCUGAAGUGGUAGAGGUCAACACAGUAAAGGAGUUUAAGCAUGCCUGGGAUAGGCAUAAGGCUAUCCUAACUAUAAGAUAGAAAGUAUUUAGAAAAUUGGGCAGACUCGAUGGGCCGAAUGGUUCUUAUCUGCCGUCACAUUCUAUGUUUCUAUGUUAAACAGACCUAUAAUGUCCUUAAGGGAUUAACCCUACAUUGCAGUUUCUACAGGACCACUGCACCCAGACCACUUAAUUGAGGUAUAGUGGUCUGGGUGAGAGGGGGGUGGGCUUAUGUUUCUUCUCUUCAAAUAAAUAUUUGGAAGUGUUAGAACAAAGUGGGCCUUUACCAAUGACAUAAGUGGUAAUAAAGUAAAAUGCACAUGCCUGUCAUGAAGGGGUUAAUAUAUGUUCAUAUGAAGGCAAUGCAUCGUAAUGUUUUAUAAUAUUUCAUGCCCAGGAUACUAUGUGCACCUGGCCUGGCUUGCUUUGCAUUCUGCCCCUGAAUGCUCUCAUGACUGUCAAGUCCCAAAAGAUCAUGUGCAAGUGUGGAAUGUGCUGCUUAGCAUUAGCAGCUGUGUACACACCUGUUACAAUACCUAUUAAAGUGGGAUAUUACAUUUUGAUAUAGGAUCUUUCAAAUCUAGUUGGUUGUGAUGGAAUUGUUCUGUCAUUGGUUCAUAAGGAGUUACGUAAUUCAUAAUUUGUAUAUUUACUAGCCAUUAGGCUAGCAUAAGAGUUAACAACAUGUAAUUCCAACGAAGUUUUGAUAAUGCCAAUCAUCUAGCGUAGCAGAAUUGAGUUGCUCUAAGUUUAUUUACAUGUAUUCUUUUAAGGUAAAUAUUUAAAUUAACGAAGCUCUGUCACCUUCUGGGUCUUUGCAUAUUUCCCCCAUGGGAAUCGCCAUCUUCAACUCGUGGCACAUAAUUCACCAGGAGCCCAAAUCUGUGCGGUACUCUUCUAUAUGCAUGUGUGAGAGUAUACUAUACAAGUACCAUAGAUGAGCAAUUUGGGGGGAAAAAACACCCUCAUUGCUGAUACUCCCCUUGUGUAGAAAUUCCUUAUGUCAUCAAACAAAAUUCUAGUAUGUUAUGCAAAAUAAUGUAUUGCAUGACAAGUAUAACAUAUGUAAUAAUCACUGGUGAAUGUCAGAUGUCAAAUAACAAGAUUCUUUUUACUGUAAAAGCUUCAUUACGAGCUGUAGGGUAGUGAAGUUCCCAGUCUAUUCAGCACAUGGAAUUCACAGACAAACUCGUCUUCUGUUUUUAUAACUUAAUUUUCCCCAAACAUGAUUUAUUUUUUGUUGUGUUUCUAGUGUUAGUGGUUAUUCUUUUACUAGCUUAGUGUGGCUGUGUGUGGAAACAACUCAAUAGUGAUCAUAACUAGUACGAGCCUUAUAGAUAUUUACUUUUCAGGUUUCUCACGUAGUUGUGAAGGUUAAGGCUUUUGUAAUUCUUUGAGUAGUAAACUUUGUAUCUGCAGAUGUCAAUGUCAUCCCUAACCUGUUUUUUUAUUAUUUUAGAUGGCAGCUGUUUCUUCCCGUUGCACACUCCAUGAGAUGGUGUUAAAGGCUGCUGCACAACAUGAAGACAGACAUGCAGUGUGCUUUCACCCCAUCAAACAACAGCCUUUAUUCCUUACCUAUAGAGAGCUGACGACCGUAUCUGGAGAGCUAACAGCAUUCCUAAAGUUGCACUGCUUAGAUACUGAAACAUGCAGAAUCGGUCUUUACUGCCAUCCAGGAAUACACUUACCAUGCUGGAUUAUGGGGUAAGAGCAGCUGUUUAUUUGACCAGAUUUAUACCUUUACCUAUUUUCAUUAGCAAACUUCAUUUUUAGAUAAAAAGGUUAGAUUUUAAAUUAUAGUUGUUGUCAUCUAACCUUAUUAUGUCAUUGCUUUAAACACAAUUUCUUGUGUUUCAUCUGCCAUUUGUCCAUACGUACAUCAUACAUUGCUGGAAAAAUUAAUUACACCAGCACAAAAUUUUGACAUAAAAAGGGAUCCAUGGAUAGAGGGUAAGAGGAUCAUUCCUACAGGAGGGCAAGCAAUGCAGAGUAUUGUAGAAUGAUAUACCUUCUAGGUGAUAUUAGAAACACAAACAAGGACAAAGCAGAAUGUGUUCACAUUGCGCUGCUUACUAAAGUCCGUUAUCAAGGGUGUAGAAUGACAUGUAAUCAGUUAAUGGGACCUGGGGACCCAGUAAAGUAAACCUUAGUUAAAUUAAUAUAAAUUAAGCUUUUUAAUGCUUUGUUUAUGCUCCUUGUACACUCAAUAUGUUUGGUUGCCAGUAAGAUCAGAAUAUAUUGAUAUUCUACAUCAAGCAUGUCAAACUGAAAGGCUAACAUGGGCCAAAAAAAGAAGGUUUAACUUCACGUGGGCCUCAAAAAAACCCUUCAGUUUUCAUAGAAACGUAGGUUUAUUUAGAAAAGAACGGUAUAAAAAAAGUUGCCUAACUGACACUGGAUGUCCUCUCGCUUGUAGGGCUUCAAUGUAAACAAAAGAGCAAAUUUAUUUUAAGGAGACGUGCAUUUGCAUAUAACCAAUGUUUCAGGAAAGCAUUGGGAGGCUAUUGUGCAUGUGUGGCAAAAAGCUGCGCAGCCAAUCAGCUUCUCCAUGGGGAGCACUCGGCGCCUCCAUGCAGACCCAAUGUAAUAUACUGCCCUUUUCCCCCAUUCUAAUACACUGCUUCUUAAUCUAAUACACUCCCUCCCCCCCCUCCGUCCCCACUGUGAUACACUGCCCCCUCCACCCAAUCUAAUACACGGCCCCUUAAUCUACUACACUGCCCCCUAUUUCACCCCCAAUUUAAUACACUGCCCCCUCUCCCACCACUCUAAUACACUGCCCCCUCUUUCACCCCCAAUUUAAUACACUGCCCCCUCUCCCACCACUCUGAUACACUGUCCCCUCUCCCACCACUCUGAUACACUGCCCCCUCUCCCACCACUCUGAUACACUGUCCCCUCUCCCACCACUCUGAUACACUGCCCCCUCUCCCACCACUCUGAUACACUGCCCCCUCUCCCACCACUCUGAUACACUGCCCCCUCCCCCUCUCCUACUGCCCCUCUCCACCACUCCUAAUACACUGCCCCUCUCCCACCAUCACACCCCCUCUAACUGGCCCCUCUCCACCCUCUAAUACACUGGCCCCUCUCCCACCACUCUAAUACACUGCCCCCUCUCCCACCACUCUAAUACACUGGCCCCUCUCCCACCACUCUAAUACACUGGCCCCUCUCCCACAACUCUAAUACACUGGCCCCUCUCCCACAACUCUAAUACACUGGCCCCUCUCCCACAACUCUAAUACACUGGCCCCUCUCCCACAACUCUAAUACACUGGCCCCUCCCCCACCACUCUGAUACACUGGCCCCUCUCCCACCACUCUAAUACACUGCCCCCCUCCCCCAAAUUAAUACACUGCUCACCUCCCCCCAAUUUAAUGCACGUGUCCCAUACCUAUCUCAAAUUAAUACACUGCCCUCUUUCUCCUUCAAAUUAAUACACUGCCCACUUCCCCAGUUUAACACACUACACAGGAAGGUCCCCCAAGCCCCUCUUCCCCCACCUUAAGAUGAGCCACACGUCCUCCAUCCAGUUCCAGCCCUGCUCUUCUCUGCUCAAGCAGGACAGACACUCCUCUGGCACUGCGAGCAGGAGGAAAUGGGGAGUGGCUGGCCUGCUUUGCAGACAGAUAGCGACUCUGCCCUCUUGCGGCCGCGAGAGCACGCGAUCGGCCGUUGGAGGGAAGACAAGAAUCAGACAGGAAAUAUCUUUCCUGUCUUGCGACUGGUCGCAGCCACAGCACAAAGUGGCCACAGGUCAGGUGGGCCACAAAUAUAUUUAUUGCGGGCCGCAAGUUUGACAUGCUUGUUUUACAUGCAAUUCAAGAGAUUGUUAUUUUUCUAUGGACCAAGUGAAGGGUGAACGGUGUAUGAUGCGAUCACUUGAUGCUAGUUGUUUUGUAUAUGGGUUUGUUAAACUCUGGUGAAAAUUUAGUAUUUGCUUAUAUCUUAGCACGUUUUCACGAGAAUCUCUGCUGUGUUCCCUUACACCCUGAAUACAUUCAGUUCGGCAAGGAGUGUACAUUUCUGCAUAUAUAAUCUUUGUACAUGCUCUUAUUGUGGUCUUCUUGGAAGCAGGAUAGGAGAUAAAAACCAGAGGGCACAACAUUUUUUAAGUCACUGCUAUAAGAGAAUUAAAAAAUCUGCUUGAAUAAACACAAAAUGCAGUUUAUCUAUCACAUGCGUGUACUAACUACUCCUGCAGGUUCUGAAGGUGAUCAAAAAUUGUCAAGAUUUAAAUUUUUUUACGUUUCUUUUUUUUUGUUUUAUGUAGUUUUUUUAAAAAAUAUUUUAUGUGCAUGCAUUUCUAAGUGGAAUAAUUGUCAUUUACUUGAAAGUAUUAAUUACUGAAAGACUUUUUGUGAAUAUAUAUUUUUUAAGUGUACAUUUUUCGUAGUUUGUGUUGUAUAGUUUAGUAUGCAAUAACAGUUUUUUUAUGCCAUGUUAAUGGAAUCCAUAAAAUAAUAUCAUUAGCUUAAUUUGAGUGGUGAUCUUCACAACAAAAAUGCCUUUAACACGCCAGAGCUUUGCUUUAUGUGUGACAUUUUAUAUACGGUUAUGGAUUUGUAUUCUUUUAUUUAUAGUAUUCUUUGUGUCCCUGCUGCAUACUGCCCGAUAGAUCCAGGCUCUCCAUCUCAUUUCACUUCUUCACUUAUGGAACGGGGUAAACUGAACUUCAUCCUGGUAGAAAACAACAAAGUAAAGGUUGGUGGGAUAUUGAUUACAUAUAUUUUAACUGACACUGACAGUCCCAGCUUAUUAUAAACAUAGAAUCUUUAUGGAAAAAGUACCUAGAACUAUAUUGCUAUGGAAAUUCUGUGCACUUCCUAUAACUUUUUAAAUGUAAUAAGGACCCUCACCCCUAGUGGAAGAUCAAUUUUAAAUGAGAAGCACUGCAUAGAGAGUUGAUUGUUUAAAGGGACACUUUGUGCCCAAACACAAAAUAAAAAGUAAAAAUUACAUUUCAGUUUUAAAAAUAACUGUAGAUAUACCCCAAAUUAUUUUUUUUUUUUUUUUUUUUUUUACCUUUGGGGUUUAUCUAAACACUGCUUGCAAUAGCUGUAGUUCUUUUUAAUAAAAAGUUUAGCACCAUAUAAACAUACCACAUGUUUUGCAUGUAAGCAGAUGUGUAUGUAGUCUAGAAAUAUUUAAAACAUGUAUUCUCCAUGUGCACAAUAUAUGUCUGUAUUUUAGUUUAAUAUUGGUGUCUGUAUUAAAGGAUUACUCCACUUGAUCUGAACUGGUUGUGAUGCUUGGAGUCUGUAUGUGCAGCUUUUCACUGUAAAACGCUGCACAUACAGAGUGUAAUUUUUUUUCUGCCAGAAGUUUAAAGGGACACUAUAGUCACCUGAACAACUUCAGCUUAAUGAGGUUGUUUAGGUGAGAACUAAAGCUCCCUGCAGCCUUACUCAUGUAAACAAUGUAUUUUCUGAGAAAAUACAAUGUUUACAUUGAAAGCUAGGAACACCUCCAGUUGCAGUCACUCAGAGUGAACCAGAGGGACUUCGGAGUUGAUGGAGGCAUAAUAUGCCUCCAUACACUCAGAUCUGCUGUCAGCAGAGCACAGGGCAGCACUGUGCACACCAUCCUGUGAUUCAGUAUCUCCUCCCUCUGCAUGCAGACACUGAACUUUCCUCAUAGAGAUUCAUUGAUUCAAUUCAUCUCCAUGAGGAGAUGCUGAUUGGCCAGGGCUGUGUUUGAAUCAUGCUGGCUCUGCCCCUGAUCUGCCUCUUUGUCAGUCUCAGCCAAUUCUAUGGGGAAGCACUGUGAUUGGAUCAGGCUACCACAUGUCAGCAGACUGCUUGUUUUUCUGAGUCUAACAGCAUGCAGAUUUACAGCUUCAGGCUUGAAUACAGUAAGAUUUUUUACUAUAUUUAUGGAGGCAUGAGGGGCCCAGGGGGGGCUAGAUGGUGGUGUUAACACUGUAGGGUCAGGAAUACAUGUUUGUGUUCCUGACCCUAUAGUGAUCCUUUAACUCCAUCUCUGGGAGUCAUUAGCCAUCUGGAAUUAGAGUUCUGGGCUGGAUAAUGCCAGCUCUGUGCAUAUUGAACAUCUAUUGGUAGCAUGCACAGCACAUUGCCCAUGUGUACAAUGUUGUCCCACCUUUGUGCUGCCCGUGUCCUCCAGUCAGCCUUACAUCAAUCCCCUUCCAGCAAGGGGUGUAACAUCAGUGGAGGAUGUUAGAGCUGGUGGGAGAUCCUGUCCUUAGCGCUGGAACAGAGGAACAUUCUAGCUUUAUUUUUUAAAACAUUUUUUAUUGGGGAUGGAGAAUGGCCAGCACAGCAAUGGUUGCUCUGACCUAAAACAGCAUGGCUGAUGUACCCCUUUAAAAUUAAAGGGACACUAUAUUCACCAGAACAACUACAGCUUAUUGUAGUUGUUCUGGUGAGUAUAAUAGUUCCCUUCAGGCAUUUUCAUGUAAAUGCUACCUUUUCAGAGAAAAGACAGUGUUUACAUUGCCCCUAGGGAUAUUGCCACUCCUCAGAUGGCCACUGGAGCGGCUUCCUGGCUCAGGGCUGCACAGUAGGCAGCCCUGCCGUUCAGCUUCUCCACACUCUGCAUGGAUUUGCUAAAAAUCUGCAUUGUCACCAAGGGGGCGGGGCCAGCACUGGCGGGCCCGUGGAGAGAUGAAAAUAAGGUGAGUUUUAACACAUUCUGAGGGGGCUAAGGGGGUGUGCAAGCCACCUAAAUGGUGGGUUUUCACUAUAGGGUCAGGAAUACAUGUUUGUGUUCCUGACCCUAUAGUGAUCCUUUAAAUACGGAAAGACAUUGGAACAGAUAUGUGGCAGGUAGAAAGAUUUGUAAGAUGCUGCCUGAAUGAAUUGAGUGGUACAAUGUACUCUAGCAGUCCAUGCAUGUAAUCCAUGUCACCUGUUUAACAGGCUUUCAAGAUGCACUUCACAGACUGGACUGAACAGGACUCUAAUCCAGUGCAGCACUUGGGUGUAACACUUUUUAAGGUUCCAAAAUAUAAGGAAGCAUGCUUAGAAAAGAGAAAUGGAAUUUGUGGGAAGCAAGCAACCAGUGCUGUGGAAUAUAAACAAGGUCACAUCUGCAAAGACAGCAUUGACAUUCGAGAAGAAUGUUUAGCUUAUAUACUGCAUACUUCUGGGACAACAGGGGCACCCAAAAUUGUAAGCGUUCCUCAUAAAUGCAUAGUCCCGAAUAUUGAACAUCUCCGGUAAGUUACUUUUUAAAAACCAUUACUAUACAUUCUACAUUCUGAUCCUCUAUUGCUGUACUCUAUUCUCUUGUAGAACUGUGCUUUUGUAUUGUCAUUUUAUAGUUGAUUUUGGUGAAUAUUUGAAAAGCUCUCCCUUAAAAUUGCACCUAGGUACAUGGCACAUCAAUGCUAACAUACAUAUUACUUGUAACCUUUAAAAAUUUCAGAAAAUAAGAAAAGACGGAACAUAAUCUGCCAUUGACUUGCUGAGAUAAGCUUAAUGACAGAUCUGUCAGAUUUAUCAAAUCCCCCACGUUUCUGUUUCAUAGCAACCAAAUAUCGUGUCUGUAUUUGGCAGUAAGAUGCAUUGUAUGCUAAAUUAAUUCAUUAUUGGUAAAGACUAUGUGCAAUCAUAUGACAUUUAAUGUGCUAUACAUUUACCUCAUCACACUUGUUUUUCUUCUUCUAGAUCAAUCUUUAACAUCUUGCCAUCUGAUCUCCUAUUUCUGGCCUCACCCCUGACAUUUGACCCAUCAGUUGUUGAGCUGUUCCUUGCCCUUUACAGCGGAGCGUGCAUUCUCAUUGUGCCUGAUCCCAUUAGAAUGAUUCCCACUAAGCUGUGUGAUGUUCUCUUCAAUCAGCACAGGGUGACAGUGCUUCAGGUAAAGUACAGCGCUGUGCAUUUGAUUUGCGAUGGGGUUAAUAAUGUUCUUUGGAGUUGUUUUACACUAAGUUGAAGUGUACCUCUCACUUUCAUAAAUCGAGUAACAGUUCAUGGGAACAGGUAUCCUUCUCGUGAGAUGAGAAAUUUAUGCCUAUACUAGUGGCACGGGUCCCUGUCAAAUGAAACCACCAGGAGCUGAAGAGAAACAUGGCAGGAGUGAGGGGAGAGGUUUCGGAAAGUGUCUAUACCUUCCCCUCCUCUCCUACUUUUGGUUUGACUGCAACCAGCAUUGACGAGCUCAGGGCAACCCACUCUUUAGGAUGACGUCACUCAUAAUUAGAGUGCGAAACAUCUGGAUCUGCACUGAUUGGUGCUACGUGGAGCACACUCCAUGCAUUGAUUCUCAUUUCUGCCGGCUCUGGCUCUGGAGCCUGCAGAAAGCCACUGUAGAUUUCUUCAAUGGACAGCCGAUGUCUAUUCUGCUACCAUCUUCAACCUGCCAUGCAAGACCAGGAUGUAAUCAGUCUCUUUGUAAUUAUAGUGGACACACUAAGCAUCCUUAUCAUUCAAACCUGGUUAUGAGAGUUUUUGCUUUGUGUGCUGUUCCUGUGAAAACUGUUAAGUCAUCCUCCUUGAAAAUGGUUCCAUGUGAUGCAUUGCUGCAUUGUGGUUUGUGACAAGUUGUUGUUUUUUUUUUCCUCUUUCACAUGAUAAAGGUAUAUUGCUAAGGAUUGGGUGAUUUAUUUGCACUAGAUGUAUUAAUUGUAUGGUAAUUUGGUACACUUAUUACACAGGGUAUGGUGGUUUAUAUGAGAUACAUAUUUCACUUGGAUUGGGGGCCAUGGGUUGUAUUAUUGAAUCUGUAUCGUAUCGGUGGCACUUUGUGUAAUGUCCAAGUUUCAUUAGGCCAUUAAAACUUUUUCUCAAUGAAGACGGGAUUGUAUUUCUUAAGGAUGUGUGGGACUAUGGUAUUGGGUAUAGAGGGACUAUGGUAUUGGGUAUAGAGGGACUAUGGUAUUGGGUAUAGAGGGACUAUGGUAUUGGGGACUAUGGUAUUGGGUAUAGAGGGACAAUGGUAUUGGGGACUAUGGUAUUGGGUAUAGAGGGACUAUGGUAUUGGGGACUAUGGUAUUGGGUAUAGACUGCUAAAGCUUACAUAGUUAUACAGUAUUUUUUAUUAAUUGCUGCUGCAUUUCUGAGCAGACAACUGUGUUGAAUUGUCCCUGUAUGUACAUUGUACAGUGAUAAUAGAGUUGAAUCUGAACCAGAAAAACUAGGGCUCUCUCACCUGCCUGUCUGAUAGUGUGGAAGUUAAUUUAACUUCUGCAUUAUUCUAUUCAGGGUUUUAGGUGAGGGGAUAGUUACUGCAACUAAAGAGUCCCUUCCAGUAUUAUUAUUGACCAUAUUGCUUGAUGGAUACAGUUCGCACUGCACAUGAGUCCCUCAUUAUUUUUCUUUAGCUAACACCAACUUUGUUGAGGAGGUUCGGAUCUCAUUCCAUUCGGUCAUCUGUGCUGUCCAGAGAUACAUCUCUUAGAAUUCUGGCUUUAGGUGGAGAACCAUUUCCAGCAGCACCUGUCCUAAGAAACUGGAGAGAACACGGGAACAAGACUAGAAUAUUUAAUCUGUAUGGCAUAACUGAAGUGUCCAGCUGGGCAACUUACUUUGAGAUUCCAGAGACAAUUCUUCUAAACACGCAGAUUGGGUGAGAGACGUAGAAAAAAGACCUUUAAAACUUCUAAUGUCUUUCUAAAAUAUUUCAUUUUGUAAGUUCUUUUGAACAAAAAGACAUCCAUGUUGCACUUAUAUAUUUAUACUAGGUAAUUAUUUUUAUAUUUGAAUAAUUUACACAAUGCAUAAAAUAUGUACACACGUGUAUAUGUAUGUAUACAUAUUUGGAAAAAAACAAAAAACGUAUAUAUACACACACUCCAGAAAAAGCAAAGCUCUUUCCAGCCAUUACACAUGUGAGAGGAGUGAUAUGUGUGUUAUUGCGUUCUCUACAAAACAUUUUUUGUUCUUCAUGUGUUGUUCUUCCACUUUUGCAGAGAUUUGGAGAUUACAACACCAAAAUAAAAAUAGGUCAAGAAACAAAGUACACUAAUAGACAGCUGUAUUCAUGGUGUCUUUAUCUAGUAGUUCUACUCCUGUACUCUAGUUAUAACUCUAUAGAUUUAUGUUCUUUUUUAGGAAUGAACCGUUGGUGCCCCUGGGAUUCUUAUUGCAUGGCACAAUAAUUGAAGUUCGGAAUGAUGAAGACUGUGCAGUUGAAAAAGGGGAAGGGCAAGUAUUCCUAGGUAACUGGACAAUGUUGAUUUCUGUGCCACCAGAUGAAUAUGUAUACACAUUUAUUAUAACUCAAGCACGUGUCCAAGUUAAAUAAUCUAGUUUCAACCAUUUUCUGUGACAUACUAGUGUGCUGAAAGCCACCACAAUGUGUGCCUUGAACAAACAGACUUUAGGGCUGUGACUUUAAAAUAUAAUUGUGUUUACUUGAUUAUCUGGCCAAAAAAAAAAAAAAGUCAAUACAGUCGAUACAGUCGAUAUAGCUAGAUGCAUAAGUGAUACAAGUUGCAUAUUUUUCUCAUAAGGUUACGAGUAAAUGUGACUUUAAAAACCUGAUGAAGGUAAAAAAGAAAAAAAAUCUAGUCCUUAAAAGGUUGGGAACCCACUGGUCUAGAAAAGUGAUUGGUUUACAUAUAUGUUCUAUUUUUCUUUCUCUGUUUGGGUGAGGGUGCAGAUGAUCAGAUGCACAUAGUAUGAAAUCAUCUAUUUUGACUGGCUAAUGCUUGAAUUACUCAGUAGGUUCUUUAUUAGUUAAAAGGAAAGUCUCAGAAUCAAAACCACUUCAGAUUAUUUGAAGGGCUUAUGGUGCGAGGGUAUCAUUGAUGCGGUCUUUUGUUUCAGUUACCCUUCACAGCUCUCAGCACACAUAGAGUGCUGAAAAUAAAUAAAGGCAUCCCUAUUUGGAUAUUCCAAUACGGUUACAACGAUGUGACAAAUGCAUCUUAAAGUGACUCUGUCACCUCAAACGUACCUUUCUCCUAUUGUUUCCUCUUCUUUCAGAAUCUGUUCUGCUUUUCUUCAUUUCUGAUUUAGUUCUCUUUUAAACAUAAGACACAGUAGGGACUACUUGUCUUGUGUAUUUUUCCUACACUUGAUAGUUGUGACAAAAGACUGGAGCUUAAGGCAAGCUCUACUUCGUUUUCUGGCAUUGAGCUCCACACUGUGUCAAGGUUGCCAAAUGUAGGAAAAAUACAUAAGAUAAAGUAGAUCCUAUUUUGUCUUAUGUUUUCUUGAGAACUAAAUCAGAAAUAAAGAAAAGAAGAACAGAUAAUAAAAGAUUAAGAAAUGAGGAAACAAUGGGAGAAAGGUGAAUUUGAGGUGACAGAGCAACUUUAACUCCAUGUUUAUAAGCUGUAAAUUCGUUCUUGGUAACACCAUUAAGCUGCUGUUGAUUUAUUCUUUCAAAAGGUGGGCAAGAACGAGUCUGCUUUCUAGAUGAAGAAGUGGUUUUGCCAUAUGGAACCUUGAGAAACACUGGAGACUGCGUGACCAUAAAGGAUGGGGAAAUGUUUCUGUUGGGACGGAAAGAUAAUCAAAUCAAACGUCAUGGGAAACGGCUAAAUAUGGAAUAUGUACAGCAGGUAAAUGCAUGAAAUCCAUUUUGAACGUAAAAACAUGUGUUCCUAACCUCGAAUGUAACCCCAUUUAAAGCCAGUUGAAGAAUAAUCUGUUAAAAGGAUGCUGCCUAUAAUGCGAUGCUAUGGGUGCUAAUCAUUAAAUUAUUUAAGAGACAAUUGGCGUUGUUUAAUAAACCAGGAAGCUGGAGAAAUGUUAGUCUUUUGUCUAUAUAUUGUCACUUUCAUUUAAUUAUACUAUGUCUGUUAUUUCUCCAUUCACUGUUUAGUGAAUAAUCCUAAUCAGAGCAUAAAGGGGAUGACUUUAACAACAACCCAGGUUUUGAUUGGGUGACAGCCAGUGUGGUUUGUAAUAAAGGAAUUGCACAUAUUAAGUAAAAUAGCAAUUUUAAUCUACACAACUGACUGAACUUUACCUGCCUCCUCCUGGCCACCGGCCAUCAGAACCCCAGUGGUGAUGUCUUUAAGAAUUCUGCAAAGUUCCCAGACGGUGACAGUGCCACUUUAAGUGAUAUUUAAUGAUUUGGAAAAUUGAAUAUAUAUUAAAUAAUAUAGAAAUAAUCCUCAUUUUCUCAAGAGUGACUAUGAUAGAGUGGACAUUAUUACAGUGUGAUUGUAAAACUGUCUGCAAAUGCUUUGAUUAAAAGCUGUACUUCACUGGCUUGCUAGAUCCAUACCUCAUCAUUCUGCCCAGCUACCAUAAUUUCUUACAAGUAUGGGACAGAAUUAGACCCGGCUUUGCCUGAGCUUUGAGCCCAUUUCCUCUCUCUCCGGUGUUGUGUAAUUGCUUCUUUCCCCCAGGUAUGAGAUCUACAGAGUUCAGGAUCCUGGGAGAUAUGGGGAUAAAGCGAUAACUCCAUCUAUGGAUGGAAGGAAUAGUCUCCUCCUUUUGAGAUUUGCAGUCUAAUUCCUACUUAUCUAAUAAAGAUUUUGAUAACUUCAAUUUAGGUACUUUGCCCACUCUUCAAGGAUAAAACAGGCGACUUAGGUGGCACUUACCUUGUUUGAUCAUUUGUGUGUGCGAGACUUGCACCAGAAGGGCUUUAUUUCCCUUAUUUACAGUCUUCUCUCAUCUCACUCUGCUGAGUGGGGUGUGCUUUGCUAUAUUCAUCAAUUGGGAAAGGCAUCUUGUGGAGGGGCUGGUGGGUUCUUCCAGGGAAGACAUAUGGAAGCCUGCUGCAAAGGUUAUUGUUUGUGUGACUUCCGAGGAACACAUUUAUAAAAUCUUGAGAUCAUAUUAUACCCAAGUACAGUAAUAUCAACUGGGUAGAACUCUAUAGAUUUAUGUUGGAGAGGGUUUAAGUUCCUUGGGUUAUGUUGAGAUCGUGAUAGCAGAAUGACCUAUGGGUCUUCAUCCUUUUAAUAAAUCUGGUGGGCCAAUAUCCAUAGAAAGGGAAUACUUAGAUUUCUGCAUGUGACACCAGAAGGAUUUCAUUGUAUUUGACUGUUAAUCUUAGUCUAUAAUUCUAUUUGUGCUUAACAAAUAUUGUUUCCAGUGAAAGUAUUUCUCUUAAUUAUGUUGAUAUGUAAUUUCAGGUAGUAGAAAACCUUACCCAGGUGGAAACAUGUGCAGUAUCGUGGUUUCAAGCCAGACAGUUAAUCCUAUUUGUCGUACCCAGAGAGCCCGUAGAAAAGAAAACCUUAUGGAAGGAGCUGCGGACAUGUUUGCUGAGCUAUGCUGUGCCAGAUGGCUUGGUUCUGAUAGAGUCCUUGCCUUUUACAAAGCAUGGUAAGGAGCGAGAUCCUCUCAGACCAUUUCAAAAAUAAAUCACUUGCUUUGAAUUUAUUUUUACAGGGCACUUUACCAGGCUGUAUAACGUGUGAAAUAAAUUUUAGGAGGUUUUGGCAUUGGCGUCCAUGUCAUCAUCCAUGAAUAAAGAACCUAGAUUAAGUUACUGCAAACACUAAACCUCAUUUGGUUAAUUUAUAUAAUGAACAAAAGUUGGCUAUGAUAUGGACUUGUCCCUUUAUUUUCAAGGCUGCUGGAAGGUUUUAGCUUCAACGAGAAAAACAUUCCCAAGUAGAAUUAUGCUAAUGACUCACAGAGCCCUUUCUCAGUUUUGGUUAAAAGAUGAGACACCUUCACUAGAGAGAGAGAGAGAAACAAAAAACUCAGGGACAAUUUCUUAAAGGACCACUCUAGGCACCCAGACCACUUCAGCUUAAUGAAGUGGUCUGGGUGCCAGGUCCAGAUAGGAUUAACCCCUUUUUUUUAUAAACACAGCAAUUUCAGAGAAACAGCUAUGUUUAUAAAUGGUUUUUGAACACACAAAAUAAUGUGGAAUGAUGGCGCUAUAUAAUAAGUGAAUUUGUGAUUUUAGCUGCUAUAUACACUCCGUGGGUACUCCUUAUAACCCACCAUUCAUAGAUAAACACCAAAAAGAGAGAGAGAACUUUGGAUUUAGGUAGAUACUAUAUAUCCCCCAGAUCCCUAGUUUCUCAUGAGUGUAGCGCUGAAUAUAAAGAAUAUAAAGUGAAAAUUUCAGUGAAGGAAUAGUGCUAGAACACGCACUUACCCUAUAUAUUGUGCUUUAGUUUUCUUAAUGGUAUACCAAGAAAAAAGAACAUAAAAAAUACAAAUAAUAGUGUAGUAUAUUAAAUGAAUGUUGUAUAAAGUCUUUUAGUUGUAGAUGAUAAAUUGAAAUGAACUCACAUUUUUUAGAGCCUUUUCCAGUUAUAAGGCUCUAAAAUUCCAGGUGUCUGUGUCUUUUUUAGGGGUAGAUCACACGACCCGUCUCCCAAGAUGAAAAAGGGCGUAAAUUUCUCUCCACGUUGCAUAGAAAAGAGACACAGAUAUCCCCAAUCUAAAUGUAGUAUUUUAGAUACUGAUAUAGAUCAAUGUAAAUAAAAUACAAAAGUGCUCACCUUCUUUAGAGCCUCUGGUUACCGGCUCUAAGUAUUUUAGCCUAGUGUCAAAUUUAUAGGGAUGACACUGCCCCCUUCUUGGAAUCACUUGCGCAGAGUAUGAUUGAAUAGUAAAUAAAAUGUAUAUAUUUAUUUUGAAAACUAUAAAAAUGUAUACAUACUACUAGAAAAUAAUAAAAACAAUUACAUAAAAUAUAAGUAUAUUGGGUGGUCUAUUAACAGGUCCACCUAGUUAGCCAAAACGCGUUUCACCGAUCAGAACGGCUUCCUCAGUCAACUUCAAACAAUAUUGUGCAUCCAGUCUCCUUUUUAUACCUUCAAAUUUCCCGCCAGAAAUUUCCUCUGUUCGUUGGUUUAAUUGCGUCCAGUGUCUCCAGUAUGGCGUCACGUCACUUCCGCCCUUUGAUCCUACAAAUCCCAUCAUGCUUUGGGUUUACUGGCGUCACUUCCGGUUUUCGCGGGCAAAAAAAUGCCGUCGCGUCACUUCCGGUUUCAUGAACUACACGUCCCAUGGUGCACUGCACCUAAAUCUCAGUUCCUAAUAGUAGUAUUUGUUUCACUGUUGCCCCUUUUCUCUGAAGAUACAUUCCGAAUACAUUUAGAAAGUAAACACAUCAGUGAUAUGAUUUAUAACAUCAAGGAAAAAAUAGAAACAGUAAAAACAAUAAAAAAAUGGCAUUAUAUAUACAGCAAAAUAUCUGAUCAGUAUUAUAUUUUGAUGCAUUAAAGAACUUUAUAUAAUUCCAGUGUUAAAAAUAUAUAUUGCCUGGAAUAUUUAUAUGGUUCUAUAAUUGUGUAAUAAUUUAUUCUUAUAGUCAUUUACAGCUUAUUGGUGUACAGAUCCCUAUUUGGUAUAUUUCUUAGGUCCUACAGCAAUAAUAUGUAUUAUUAAUUAUGAUGUUUAGAAUUAUAAAAUAGUAUGUUUUUUAUAUGAAACAAAUUAAUUAAAAGAUAAAUAAAUUUUAAUUAAUAAACCAGACAUCUAAAAAAUAAUAAUUUUUUUGAAGAAUAAUAAUUAUAAAAAAUGACAUAAUUCGAAAUCUGCAUUCAAGCCUUGGGGGGUUAGAGUGUUUAAAUUAAAUAUCCAUUUUGUUUCUAAUUGACCUAAUUUUCUUAUUUCGUCCUCCCCUCGCCAAUUUAAGGUGACUUUUUGGAUAGCAUAAAAAUCUAAAAAUUGUGGAUCUUUGUCAUGUAUUAAUCUAAAAUGGUCUGAAACACUAUGUUUAUCGUAGCCCUUCUUAAUGUUCCGUAUAUGCUCAUUUAUUCUCACAUUCAAUGGGCGUUUCGUUCUGCCCACAUAUAAAAGAUCACAGGGGCAUUUUAAAAGAUAUAUCACCCUUUUGGAAAAACAAGUAAUCAUUUCCUUUAUUGUGUGUUUCUUUCCUUCAGCAAGAGGAAGAGUAGGUUGGAGCAGCAUUCUGUAGGGACUUGUAAGCAAGCACCAGAAUCUUAAAUUAAGCCCUAUAUCUAACUGGAAGCCAAUGUAGGGACUGACAGAUGGGGGGAGGUGCGGGCGGACAGGAAAAUGAUCCUUGCCGCUGCAUUCAUUAUAGAUUGCAGCGGUGCAAUCUGGGAACACGUAAAAUCAUUGAGUAGGGGAUUGCAGUAGUGAAGGCGAGAAAGAACGGUAUUAACCAGCACCUUAGCUGCGUCUGGUGUUAAAGGCGGAUGCGAGUUAUGUUUUUGAGAUGGAAGUGUCAGGAUUUGGCGAUCGACUGGACAUGAGAAGUGAAGGGAACACCUAGGCUGUGAGGUAGAGGUGAUGGUGGCACCAUUGACUUGACUCUCCCUGCGCUUUUUUAGUGUUUCUUUCUCUGGCUCUGCCUCUUCUCCCCAACUUCUCUCUGUUGGCGUUCCCCAAGGUUCUGUCCUUGGUCCCCUAAGGUUCUCCAUCUAUACUGCCUCCCUUGGUAAACUCAUCAGCUCCUUUGGCUGCCAUUAUCAUUUAUAUGCAGAUGACAUGCAAAUCUACCUGUCCUCUCCUGAUCUCUCUCCGCCCACCUUGACUUGUGUCUCUGACUAGCAAAGAACAAUGUAUAUGAAAUUAUGUUAUUUGUUGUCUGAUAUGUGGUGGACUUUAUGAGAAUGAGUUGAUCUAAACUGUAGAAUAAUGAAAAAAUGACAUUCCAAAUGAAACAUGCAUUUUGGUUGAAGUUGCUGCCUUCUGUUUUAUCGUAUAGGUAAAGUAGAUAUGUCCCAGCUAAAUCGGCUAUACACUGAUUAUGUAAAGGAAAGGAGGAUGGAUGGCUUGCUGCAACGUGAGGAUUUGUGGGAUGCUUUGGAGAACAUAUGGAAGGUAAUAUUAAAAUGUAACUGGCUGCAUAAUAAGCUAUGAAUAAACAAAGAGACUUAAUACAGAGGAGAAAUAAUAGGAAAUUGUCUAUAGACUAUCUACUAGGUACACAUAUGACUCCAUUAUACACGUAAAGUUUAGAAAACACAACAACUCUACAUGUACAGUACAUCUGACACUAGCAACGCCAUUCAGUAAUACUGGUUUAAAUAAAUACUAUUUCUAACAUCACUGAGUGUUUGCCAUUAAUUCUUUGAGGCACACAAAAUCAACACCUGCCGCUAAUUGUUUCUCUCUGCAAGACCGUAAGAAACCCUUGCAAAAUGGAGUAAUAUUUAUUUAUAUGGCACAACCACAGGCACCAGAUCAACUCCAUUAAUCGUUGAAAUAUGGUUGCUUUUUGCCUGUGCAGUAACUGUAAGUUUUUUUUGGGGGGGGGGGGGUUUAGUAAAAGUUGGGAUUACGUUACUUUAGCUUUCAGCCUGUACACAAGAAUUUAGAAAAUAUUUGGCGAAUUUAUUCAGAUUAUAUGUAAACUUUUUAUUUUUCAUUUUGCUUCUGUGUAUUUUUAGUAUUUCUGUUAGAAGUUGAUAUUCGUAAACACAUUUUGCAAACUGUUUUUAUUAUCUGCAAAAUGUUAAGAAAGUUACAUUUGUUCGUGAUGCAUGCUAUAAAAUAUGUUAAAGCAUGUUAACUGUUUGCUCUCUGGAAAUGCAUACAUUUUUUAAAAAUUUUGGUUUGACUCUUGUAGGCACAUUUUCACUAUAUUCAUAUGUAAUGCACGGUUUAUAUUUUGUAUAGCUUUCGAGUCUGAACCUGUAAUGCAUAUAUUGCACAUUUGUAGCAUUGAUUUGACCAAUAUCUUCUAUAGAUGAAUACAAUAUGUAAAUCAAUGUAUUUUCAUAGGUUUGUUGUGAACUCUUUGCUGUCUGUUCUAGUCUCUGCUAAGCCUUCCAGAUGGUACUUCUGCAGUUGAAAAUGAUUCCAUGUUUCUGCUCAGUGGUGGGGACUCUUUAAUGGCCCUCAGAUUCCAGGAAGAGCUUGAAACCUUGGUUGGGAAAUCUGUUCCAGGACUUCUGGAAGUCCUCUUGAAUGGCACCUUCAUGGAUAUUCACAGGCAGAUUUAUAAAUGUAUUUACCCGAUGGUUGAGAAGGCAAGCAUUGUACCACAUACCGAGAUAAACACCAUUAGGACACUUGAAAAGGGAAACCAUGCACAUAAAAGAAACGAGCCACGCUUAACAGAUCCUGAAAAACACAUCAAUUCAUUUAUAUCACUGAGUAGAGGAAAUCGGAUAUUUAUAAAUGUGCAUCUUGCUUCUGAGUCUCAUGCCCAGAAAUGUCAAUGGACAAAUGGAUCUUCUAUAGAAGUAGCAGAAUUUAUGAAGACCGAUGAUUUUAGAUCUGAAUGUAAAAGACAAAAAACUAACCAGUCAUCUUCAAGCUCAUUUAUGUCACAGGAUUCUGUGCUGAGUAGUGUAUUGGAAAGUCAAUUUUUUAUACGAGUAAGAUGGAAAUCUGAUACAGGCAAGUGUGUCGAUGCAACUCCCCUUCUAAUACAAUCAGCCAGCACAAGACCUUCAGUGACUGUGUAUAUUGGGUCACAUUCUCACAGGAUGCAAGCCCUUCAUCUAAAGUCUGGGGAAGUGAUUUGGGAAAGAGUCCUUGGAGAUCGAGUUGAGUCUUCUGCUGCUGUGUCAAGGUGUGGAAGCUUUGUUCUGAUAGGUACGUAUAGAACAGAAUCGUGUUGUUAAUGCUUUUUAUUUAAUACUCUGUACACACAGUGAAGUGAAUUUUACUUUCAAUAUUGUAGGUAUCUCCCUACAAUAACAAUGCUAAAAUGUAGCCUCUUAAUAAAAAAUUUACAUAUCUUCAAAUAAUUUUUUUCUUUUCUUUUAAUAAACAAAACAAAAAAACUACAUGCUUGUUCUAUUAACAUUUUUUUCCUGAAGUGUAUAUAGACAGAGUGCUGGGUUUAUUUGUGGAAAGAGAGAGAGUGUGUGUGUUAUAUUUAUUGCCUGUAAUGUGUUAAAUUUAUAUAUGUGUAUUUUAAUAUUAAUUUGUAUUUCACCCAGUUUGCAUUCUGUUGUCUACAGGGUGCUAUAAUGGGUCACUCUAUGUGUUGAAUAGACAUGAUGGGAAAGAACAUUGGAUUUUCUCUACCAAAGAUGCUAUCAAAAGUUCACCUACUAUCGAUCCCUUGACUGGCCUGGUAUUUUUUGGGUCCCAUGAUCAUCACCUGUAUGCCUUAGAUAUUAAUGUAAGUAUGUUGUGUUUUUGUUUUCUUUUUUUAAGAUAACCGUCACUUUUUAUUUUCUAUUAUCGUUAUGGAAACCCAAGAAAUCAUUGUCCAUGUAUUAUUAUUAUUAUUAUUAUUGCCAUUUAUAUAGCGCCAACAGAUUCCGUAGCGCUUUACAAUAUUAUGAAAGGGGAUUUAACUAUAAAUAGGACAAUUACAAAUAAACUUACAGGAACAAUAGGUUGAAGAGGACCCUGCUCAAUCAAGCUUACAUUCUAUAGGAGGUGGGGUGUAAAACACAUUAGGACAGGAAUUUGCAAUCAAAUAAGGUGGGCUGCCCUUUAGGAGAGGGCAAGAGACAGGUAUGUGAGGUAGGGGUUAGUCUUGGAGACCAUAAGCUUUCCUAAAGAGAUGGGUUUUAAGGCACUUCUUAAAACAUGCAAGACUAGGGGAGAGUCUGAUGGCGGGAGGCAGGCUAUUCCAUAGGAAGGGAGCCGCCCGCGAGAAGUCCUGCAAGCGCGAGUUGGCCGUACGGGUGCGGACAACGGACAGGAGGUGGUCACAGGCAGAGCGGAGAGACCGCCAAGGGACAUACCUGUGGAUCUGUGAGGAGAUAUAAGAGGGGCUAGAGUUGUUCAGUGCUUUAUAGGUGUGAGUUAGUGCCUUGAAUUGACUCCUAUAGCACACAGGAAGCCAAUGUAAGGACUGGCAGAGGGGUGAGGUGUGAGAGAACCGACUAGAGAGGAAAAUCAGUCUAGCAACAGCGUUCAUUACAAAAUGUAGGGGUGCAGUACGGCUUUUGGGAAGACCAAGCAGGAGAGGGUUACAAUAAUCCAUGCGGGAAAUUACUAGAGCAUGGACAAGCUCCUUGGUAGUAUCUGGUGCAAGAAAGGGCUGGAUGCGGGCUAUGUUUUUAAGAUGGAAUCUACAGGAUUUGGCAACAUGCUGGACGUGAGGCUCAAAGGUGAGACCAGAGUCAAGUAUGACGCCAAGACAGCGCGCUUGCAAGGAUGGGCUGAUGUUGGUACCACAAACUUGAAGGGAGAGCGAAAGAGGAGGAUCAGUAUUAGGAGGAGGAAAGACAAGGAGCUCAGUUUUUGAGAGAUUGAGUUUCAGAAAGCGGGAGGACAUCCAGUCAGAGAUGGAAGAAAGGCAAGCAGUGACACGUUGCAGGACAGCAGGGGAGAGGUCCGGGGAGGAGAGAUAUAGCUGGGUGUCAUCAGCGUACAGGUGGUAGUGGAAUCCAAAUGAGGUAAUAAGUUUGCCAAGAGAGGCAGUAUAAAGAGAAAAUAGAAGGGGACCAAGGACGGAGCCUUGGGGGACUCCAACCGAGACAGGGCGAGGGGAGGAGGUAUCAUUAGAAAAAGAGACACUGAAUGAGCGUUGGGAGAGAUAAGAGGAAAACCACGAGAGGACAGAGUCACAGAGACCAAGCGAUUGCAGAGUUUGAAGAAGGAGAGCAUGAUCAACGGUGUCAAAGGCCGCCGAGAGGUCAAGAAGAAUUAGUAUGGAGUAGUGGCCUUUGGAUUUAGCUGCGAUUAGGUCGUUAGUAACUUUGAUAAGGGCAGUCUCUGUAGAGUGGAGAGGGCGGAAGCCAGAUUGAAGGGGGUCAAGGAGAGAGUUGGAAUUGAGGAAAUGAGACACACGGGUAAAAACAAGUCUUUCCAGAAACUUUGAGGAAAAAGGGAGCAGGGAUAUGGGACGGUAGUUAGAGGGGGUGGAUGGGUCGAGGGAUGUUUUUUUUAGUAUAGGAACUACAGUGGCAUGUUUAAGGUCAGCAGGGACGAUGCCAGAAGAGAGCGAGCAGUUGAAGAUGUGUGUUAGAGAAGGCACGAGACAAUUGGAGAGAGAUCUGAUAAGGUGAGAUGGGACAGGAUCGAGCGGGCAAGUGGUGGGGCGAGAGGAGCAAAGAAGAGCAGCCACCUCUUGGUCAGUGGCUGGGGAGAAUGUCUAAAGGGUAGGAAAGGCAUGAUCUAUGUGUGAUUGAGAAACAGAAAGGCAAGGAGGGGAGAAUUCUUUCCUUAGCUGUUCAAUUUUGUCAGUGAAGUAACAUGCAAAGUUAUCAGCAGUAAGGUUGGUUUGGGGGGUGGCCACAGCGGGGCGAAGAAGAGAAUUAAAGGUGUCAAAGAGACGCCUGGGGUUGCGGGAACAUGAACUAAUGAGAGAGGAAAAAUAGGACUGUUUGGCAAGGGCAAGAGCUGCACUGUAUGAACACAAUAUGAAUCUAUAAUGGAGAAAGUCUGACUGGGUGCGAGACUUCCUCCAGGAGCGUUCAGCACAACAGGAGCAUCUUUGCAGGUAGCGUGUUGAUUUAGUAUGCCAUGGUUGGGGGCGGGUCCUCCUUGAGGUGCUUGUUUGGAGUGGCGCUGCAGUGUUCAAGGCAGAUGUAAGAGUAGAGUUAUAUAUGGAUAUGGCCAGUGAAGGACAGGAGAGGGAAGGGAUGGACAGCAGUUGUGAAUCAAUGUCAGCUGACAACUGUUGGAGAUCAAGAGAAUUAAGGUCUCUCCUGAGUUGAGGCUGGUUAGGCGGAGGUUGUUGGGUGAGGGGGUACGUGAGAGCAAACGAUAAGAGGUGGUGAUCAGAGAGUGGAUACGGAGUGUUGCAGGUAUUAGAUACAGUACAUGCAUAAGUGAAGAUUAGGUCAAGGGUAUUGCCAGCUACAUGGGUGGGAGAAUUUGCCCACUGUGAUAGCCCGAGGGAGGAAGUAAUUGAAAGUAGUUUAUUGGCUGCAGAGGUCAAAGGUGGGUUUAUAGGAAUAUUGAAGUCCCCGAGAAUUAGGGAUGGAAUGUUAGAAGAGAGGAAAUAGGGUAGCCAGGCAGCAAAGUGGUCAAGGAAGAGAAGAGGGGAACCAGGGGGACGGUAAAUAACAGCAAUGUUAGCAGAGAAGGGUUUGAAAAGGCGAAUUGAGUGUAUUUCAAAUGACGGGAAAGAGAGGGAAGGGGGGGUGGGAAGAGGUUUAAAAGAGCAGUGAGGGGAGAGGAGAAACCCAACACCACCACCUUUACAUUCAGAGUUUCUUGGGUUAUGGGUAAGUUGGAGACCACCGAAGGACAAAGAUGCAGGGGUGGCAGUGUCAGAGGAGGAGAGUCAGGUUUCUGUUAAGGCUAGUAAAUCUAUUGAACGAGAGAUGAAGAAGUCAUGGACAGCAGUGGAUUUAGUUAUAUUGCAAACAGAACGUGCGUUCCAGAGGGCAGUAUUGAAGGAGGAUUUAGAGGAACAAGAGAUGGGUAUGAGAUUAGUGUAAAUAACCUAUAUUUGCCUCUUUUUGAUGAAAGCAGCAAAAUUACUUGAUAUUAAACUAUAUGUCAUUUUCUCUUGAGCAAGAAUUUCUGCAUUUCUUUCUUGGAAUUUUUCUUCAAACACUGUUAACAUUAAAUGAACACUAUAGUGUCAGGAAUAUAAAGAUGUGUCACCGUGCUUUCUUGAGCUUCUGGCAAAGAUAUCUCUAAUGUGACAGAGAGGGGUAUUUUUUAUGUACACCCCUACAUACUUAUUAACCCUUAAUAGGGAACACAUGGGAUGGGUGGCAGCAUUGUAACAAAGCUGUGUGAUACAAAAAGUGAAUACAAAUACAAAAAGUCCUGCGCUCACUCCCAUCUCUCCUGGGCAUCAGCAACGACCACAGUACAGAUCAGCCACCAUACAUACAGUAAAAACCAAAGAAAAAGUUACCUGCGCCCAGGAGUGAUGGGAGUGAGCGCAGGACUUAUCUUUUUGUAUUUGUAUUCGCUUUUUGUAUCACACAGCUUUGUUACAAUGCUGCCGCCGAUUCCAUGUGUUCCCUAUUAAGGGUUAAUAAAUAUAUAGGGGUGUAUAUAUAUAUAUAUAUAUAUAUAUAUAUAUAUAUAUAUAUAUAUAUAUAUAAAAAAAAUACCCCUCUCUGUCACAUUAGAGAUACCUUUGCCAGAAGCUCAAGGAAACAAGGUGAAAGGUCAGUGUAGGACCUACAAUGGCCGUUGGAGUAACUAAAUGAUCUCUAUUUGUUUAAAUAUACAUAGGGAUUCAGGAGAGAGCGCAGGUAACUUUUUCUUUGGUUUUUACUGUUUGUAUGGUGGCUGAUGUGUACUGUGGUCGUUGCUGCCACCCAGGAGUCAUGGGAGUGAGCGCAGGACUUAUCUUUUUGUAUUUAUAUAAAGAUGUGUCCCUGACACUCUAGUGCUGGAAUGCAGCAUUUGCUCACUGCUAUAGGUGUGCGCAGCCUAUUGCAUUAGGGUGUGCACCCUAAAGCACAAACACACACCGCAUGUAUAUGUAUGUAUGUGUGUGUAUAUACAUAUACACACACACACAUAUAUACACACACACACAUACGUACACUGCUGUGUGUGUGUGUGUGUAUGUGUGCUGUGUGAGGGUGGUGUAAGGGUGCUGUUAGUGUGAUGUGUGUGUGUGUGAGAGUGCCUUUAGUGUGAUGUGUGUGUGUGUGAGGGUGCUAGUAGUGUGCUAUGUGGGUGAGGGUGUUUGUUUGGGUGCUGUGUGUGUGAGGGUGCUGUUUGUGUGAUUUGUGUGUGUGUGAAGGUGCUGUUUGUGUGAUGUGUGGGUGUCGUGUAUUUGUGAGGGUGCUGUUUGUGUGUGUGUGUUUGUGAGGGGGCUGUUUGUGUGUGUGUGUUUGUGAGGGGGCUGUUAGUGUGUGAGGGUGUUGUGUGUUUGUAAAGUACUGUGUGUGUUUGUGAGGGUGCGGUUAGUGUACUGUGUGUGGGUGCUGUGUGUGUGCUGUAUGUUUGGAGGUAUUGUAGAGGUGGGGGCAGAUCCCCCCUCCCUUCUUACCUUAUGUAGGGAGGGGGGAUCCUUGCUGCCAUGUGCCAUCCCUGGUGGUCCAGUGGAGAGUGAACUCUAGCCUGCGUGGCUAUAGUUAACUCUCGCGAGAUCUGAGCGUUGCCGCGGCAACGCUCAGAUUUCGCGAGAGGAACCUGGCUGUGCUGCUGUCUAGAGCUCCCCGGGUCCUCUCCUUCCUCCUUCCAUGGGCCGGUGAGGUAAAUUUUUGAUCUCCACGCCGGCCCAUGGAGGCUUAGAGCAGAGCCGGCAUUUAGAUAGCGCCAUGUCUGCGUGAGCCGACGGAUCUCCCCUGCCGGCAGGGUCCUGUAUAUAUACGCGUGCACACACACACUCACAGAAUUAAGGUCCCUCCUGAGUUGAGGCUGGUUAGGCGGAGGUUGUUGGGUGAGGGGGUACGUGAGAGCAAACGAUAAGAGGUGGUGAUCACACACACUUACAGACACACACACACAUACACUCACAGACACACACACACAUACUCAGACACACACACCCACAAAUAAUUUUUUUUUAAUUAAAAAAUGUCCACCCAGCCUCCCUACCUAGAGAGCUGGCGUGGACCUGUCUACAGUAGCUGGGAGACGGAAUAUGACAUCAUAUUCCGGGUGCCGGUAUCAGCAAACUGCACGCGGCGCGAGGGAGCAGAGAGGACACAGCUCCCUCACCACGUCUGAUAUGGAGACAGGCGCCCCACAUGGGGGGGUCCAUCACCUAUUGGCCCCCCCAUGACUGGGGAAAUAUGGGGGGAGGAAGGUGGGAAUUUGGGGGCGCUGAGUGCCUGCAGGAACGGUGUUCCUGCUAAAAAAAAGUGCAGGAACUCUGUUCCUGCAGGACUCAAUCCAGAGGUGUGCCUAUGCUCACUACCUCCCCUCUUUCUGGAGAUUAAAGAUGAUUUUACUCACCCUUUCUCAGCCAGUCCAAUCCUUUCCACAUAAAAUCAUUGUGAGGUUAUUGCAUAUGCACGGCAAAAUGCCAUACUGUGCCAAUCAGCAUCUCCUCAUAGAAAUGCAUUGAAUCCAUGCAAUUCUAUGGGGAACAUUCAACGCCUCCAUGUAAAGCGUGGAGAAACUUAACACAGUGCUGCAUAUUGUGGCGAACUGACAGAGGAAGCACCUCUAGUGGCCACCUGAGUGACAGCCACUAGAGGUGUAAUUAUCCAGCAAUGUAAACACUGCUUUUUAUCGAAUACAUGCUUCAACAUUAUGCACCUUUUAUUUGACAUAUUACAUGGCUUAUUAAAGGGACACUAUUGACACCAAAGAAACUUUAGCUUAAUGAAGCAGUUUCGGUGUAUAGGUCAUGCCUCUGCAAUCUCACUGCUCCUCUGCCAUUCAGGAGUUAAAUCACUUUGUUUAUGCAAAGUCAAACAUACAUACAUGUACUUACACAGCCUUCCUAAACACUUCAGGUAAAGUUAGAUCUAAUGUUUAACCAUAUUUUAUUGCACAUUCUAUUUAAUUUAGAAUGUCAUAUCUCCUGCUCUGUUUUAACUUACUAGAGCCUACAGAAGCAUUGGGUGUGAUUAAAGUUCAAUAUACAGAGCAGGAGAUUAAAAAAAAAAAAAACUCCUAAAGUAAGUUAACAUCUCAUUGUAAAUGAAACCAUUUUUUUCAUGCAGGCUGUGUCAGUCAGUCAGUGGAAAGGGAAGGAGUGGUUAAGGCUGCAUAAACAGAAACAAAAGGGAUUUAACUUCUAAAUGGCAGAGAAUUGGGCAGUGAUAGUGUCCGUCACACCACACAGGGCUGUUUAUAAUGCAUGGGGGUAACUGUGACAUAUGGGAUUUGAAAAAGGAUCUGCACGAACAUUGAUAUAAAGGGCAGGUCAUAAGUAAAUGGGUAAACUGGAGUGACAGUUUAAUUUUAAGUUUAUGCCAACAACUAAUAAAUACUUCCUGUUGUAUCCUUGUUUGUCCAUUAGGUGGUAAUGUCUUAGUUUAAUUGUAAAACAGUAAAUCAAGUUAAAAUUAAAUCUCAGUGAUCUGUGUUAUAGCGAGAAUCUUUAGAUUGCUCUUUAUGAAAGUAACCCUGACAUUUUUUUUCUAAACCUACCGUAUAUACUCGAGUAUAAGUCGACCCAAAUAUAAGUCGAGACCCCUAAUUUUACCCCAAAAAACUGGGAAAACUUAUUGACUCGAGUAUAAGACUAGGGUGGGAAAUGCAGCAGCUACUGGUAAAUUUCUAAAUAAAAUUAGAUUCCCCCAAAAAUUAUAUUAAUUGAAUAUUUAUUUAAAGUGUGUGUAUAUAAUAAAUGCUGUGUGUGUGUGUGUAUAUAAUUCAGUGUGUUUGCAUGAAUGCGGUGUGUGUGUAUGAAUGCAGUGUGUGUGUGUGUGUGUGAUGCAGAGUGUGUUUGUGUAUGUCAUGCAGAGCCUUGGUGGGGGGUGGGCAUUUUUUAUUAUUUUUUAAAUUAUUAUUAGUAUUAUUUUAAUAAUUUUUUUGUUAUAUUAUUAGUAUUUUAUUUGUAUUUUAUUAUUAUUUUUUAAUAUUAUUAAUAUUUUAUUUUUAUUUUAUUAUUAUUUAUAUUUUUUCGUCGCCCCUUCCUACAUGGCAGGGAGGGGGGCUCUCAUUCCCUAGUGGUCCAGUGGAUGGGCUGAGAGAGAAGGGAGCUGACAGGAGCUGCAGGAAAGGUAAGUUACAGCUCGCUGCCAGCCCCCAACAGGACCGCCGGGCUUGUAAUGAGCCUGGUGGUCCUGGUCUGUAUUAUGGCAAUGUAAGUUGCCAUAAUACAUAGAAACAUAGAAACAUAGAAUGUGACGGCAGAUAAGAACCAUUCGGCCCAUCUAGUCUGCCCAAUUUUCUAAAUACUUUCAUUAGUCCCUGGCCUUAUCUUAUAGUUAGAUAGCCUUAUGCCUAUCCCACGCAUGCUUAAACUCCUUUACUGUGUUAACCUCUACCACUUCAGCUGGAAGGCUAUUCCAUGCAUCCACUACCCUCUCAGUAAAGUAAUACUUCCUGAUAUUAUUUUUAAACCUUUGUCCCUCUAAUUUAAGACUAUGUCCUCUUGUUGUGGUAGUUUUUCUUCUUUUAAAUAUAGUCUCCUCCUUUACUGUGUUGAUUCCCUUUAUAUAUUUAAAUGUUUCUAUCAUAUCCCCUGUCUCGUCUUUCCUCCAAGCUAUACAUGUUAAGAUCCUUUAACCUUUCCUGGUAAGUUUUAUCCCGCAAUCCAUGAACCAGUUUAGUAGCCCUUCUCUGAACCCUCUCUAAGGUAUCAAUAUCCUUCUGAAGAUACGGUCUCCAGUACUGUGUACAAUACUCCAAGUGAGGUCUCACCAGUGUUCUGUAUAAUGGCAUGAGCACUUCCUCUUUCUACUGCUAAUACCUCUCCCUAUACAACCAAGCAUUCUGCUAGCAUUUCCUGCUGCUCUAUUACAUUGUCUGCCUACCUUUAAGUCAUCAGAAAUAAUCACCCCUAAAUCCCUUUCCUCAUAUGUUGAGGUUAGAACUCUAUCAAAUAUUCUGUACUCUGCCCUUGGGUUUUUACGUCCAAGAUGCAUUAUCUUGCACUUAUCCACAUUAAAUGUCAGUUGCCACAAUUCUGACCAUUUUUCUAGUUUACCUAAAUCAUUUGUCAUUUGGCUUAUCCCUCCUGGAACAUCAACCCUGUUACAUAUCUUAGUAUCAUCAGCAAAAAGACAUACCUUACCAUCAAGACCUUCUGCAAUAUCACUAAUAAAAAUAUUAAAGAGAAUGGGUCCAAGUACAGAUCCCUGAGGUACCCCACUGGUGACAAGUCCAAGCUUCAAUAUAUUCCAUUAACUACAACCCUCUGUUGCCUGUCACUCAGCCACUGCCUUACCCAUUCAACAAUAUUGGAAUCCAAACUUAAAGAUUGCAGUUUAUUGAUAAGCCUUCUAUGUGCAACAGUGUCAAAAGCCUUACUGAAAUCUAGGUAAGCAAUGUCUACUGCACCACCCUGAUCUAUAAUUUUAGUUACCCAAUCAAAAAAUCAAUAAGAUUAGUUUGGCAUGAUCUCCCUGAAGUAAACCCAUGUUGUCUCUGAUCUUGAAAUCCAUGUGUUUUUAGAUGUUCAUCAAUCCUAUCCUUUAACAUGGUUUCCAUCACUUUCCCCACUACUGAAGUAAGGCUUACUGGCCUAUAGUUGCCCGACUCCUCCCUAUUACCUUUCUUGUAAAUGGGCACAACAUUCGCUAACUUCCAAUCUUCUGGGACUACUCCUGUUAACAAUGAUUGGUUAAAAUCUGUUAAUGGUUUUGCUAGUACACCACUAAGCUCUUUUAAUAGCUUUGGGUGUAUUCCAUCAGGUCCCAUUGACUUAUUUGUCUUUACUUUUGACAGUUGAAAUAGAACCUCUUCCUCUGUAAAUACAGAACAAAAAGACAGUGACAGACAGUGACUCGAGUAUUAGACGAGUGGGGGUUUUUCAGCACACAAAAAUGUGCUGAAAACUCGUCUUAUACUCGAGUAUAUACGGUAAUUUACAGUAAAUGCCCAUAAAACAAUUCAAUAUAUUAUUUUUAGUAGUCUUCCUACUGGUUCAUUCCUUUCUGUUGUUUAUACUUUUUUUUAUUUUUUAUUAUUCAAUUCUACAGGGGACCAGAAUUGGAAUAGGAGGUCUGACAUUGGCAUUCCCUGUUCCUCAUUUUACAAAUGAUUUAUUCUGAGAGUUCUUCCAUUGUUUUUGCCUUUUUUCACUCUCUACUGAUCACAAUUCAGUAAAUGAUGUUUAAUUUCACAUUCUGUUAUUACUCCAUUAAGCUACACUGUGUGUAUACCGUUAUUUAAAGACACUGGCAUCAGCCUUUUUAAUUUUAUUAUUUAGUUUGGCUGCAUUUCUUUUCUUUUCUUAUAAUUGUUCCUUUACAAUUUUAAUCUUGCCACCCCCUUCUGGAGUUCUAUCCAUAGGGAAGCACCAAAAUAUUUUCUGCAUCAAAAUAGGAUGCAACCCACUUGUUCUGUACUAAGCUCUGACUCAUGAGAAAAUAAUUGCUUUUUUUUUUUAUAUAUAAUUAUCUUGGCAUUAGAAAUGUAUUUGAUGGCAAUAAACCACUGUAGAACAUUAGAAUAAAUGCAAAUAUGAAUUAAUGCAAGUAACAUUUAAAGUUAUGAAUAACAUGUUUGUUUAUUUAGAAACACUCAUUGGUUUCCAAAGCCUCCACUCAGAAGCACCACUGCCACUUUCUGUACAAUUUUAUUUCACAAAUUGAAAGUAUCCUCUCCUCCCUGGAGAAACCCAAGCCAAGGGGGUGCCCAUCUACAUUCACUGGGUCAGAAUGUCACUGCACACAGCACUGUUCUCAAAACCGUGAACCAGACUGUGUAUAAACGGUUAGCAGCUGUACUAAAAAACUAAAAAAUGGAACUGCACUCAAUCCAAAAAUCAUUGGUGCAACAAAACCUGGGGCCAGCAGCAAGGCCCAAGAAGUAGUGAGUAGUCACCAGACAAAGAAAAUGGUCCAUGCACUCCAAGGCGUAGACAUGCAUUUUUAUUUGAACUACAGUGUCCAGCAGCAACGUUUCGAUCCAAAAAGACCUUUUUAAAAAAGUCCUUUGGAUCAAAACGUUGCUGCUGGACACUGUGGUUCAUAUAAAAAUGCCUAUCUAAACCUUGGAGUGCAUGGACCGUUUUCUUUUUCUGGUGACUACUAGCAGCUGUACUCUAGUCAGAGGUUUAUUGGAUAAUAUCAAUAGACCUCUGACUAGACCAGAAUGAAAGGAGGCACCGUAUUGGUGAAGUCACUUUCUGGUCAGGGAGAUUAGACAGCCCCAUUUUAGCAUACUACAGUUUUUCCAUACAUUUACAAUGCACUAACGACCUAAUAGCAGCUAAAUCCAAAGGUCACUACUCCAUACUAAUUCUUCUUGACCUCUCUGCCGCCUUUGACACCGUUGAUCAUGCUCUCUUUCUUCAAACUCUUCUCUGUGACUCUGUCCUCUCGUGGAUUUCCUCUUAUCUCUCUGAACGCUCAUUCAGUGUCUCCCUUUCUAAUGAUACAUCCUCCCCUCGUUCUGUCUCGGUUGGAGUCCACCAAGGCUCUGUCCUUGAUCCCCUUCUAUUUUCUCUUUAUACUGCCUCUCUUGGCAAACUUAUUACCUCUUUUGGAUUCCACCACCAUCUGUUCGCUGAUGACACCCACAUAUAUCUCUCCUCCCUGGACCUCUCACCUGCUGUCCUGCAACGUGUCAAUGCUUGCCUAUCUUCCAACUCUGACUGCUUUCUGAAACGCAAUCUCUCUAAAACUGAGCUCCUUAUCUUUCCUCCUCCUAAUACUGAUCCUCCUCUUUUUCUCUCCCUUCAAGUUUGUGGUACCCACAUAAGUCCAUCCUUGCAAGCGUGCAUUAUACUUGACUCUGGCCUCACCUUUGAACCGCACAUCCAGUAUGUUGCCAAAUCCUGUAGAUUCCAUCUUAAGAACAUAGCCCGAAUCCGGCCAUUUCUUACACAAGAUGCUACCAAGGAGCUUGUCCAUGCUCUAGUAAUUUCCCGCAUAUAUUUUUGUAACCCUCUCCUGAUUGGUCUUCCCAAAAGCCGUAUUGCCCCUUUACAGUCUGUAAUGAAUGCUGCCGCCAGAUUGAUUUUCUUCUCUAGUCGGUCCUCUCACACCUCACCCCUCUGUCAAUCCUUAAAUUGGCUUCCUGUAUCCUAUAGGAGUCAAUUCAAAGUGCUAACCCAUACCUAUAAAGCACUUAACAAUUCUAACCCCUCUUAUAUCUUUUCACAGAUCCAUAGGUAUGCCCCUUCUCGGUCUCUACGCUCUGCUCAUGACCACCUCCUGUCCGCUGCUCGCACGCGUACGGCCAACUCACACUUGCAGGACUUCUUGCGGGCAGCUCCCUUCCUAUGGAAUAGGCUUCCUACCACCAUCAGUCUCUUCCCUAGUCUUCAAUUAUUUAACCCUUUAAGGACACAUGACGGAAACAUUCCAUCAUGAUUCCCCAAUAUUCCUGAAGUGCCUUAAAACCCAUCUCUUUAGGAAAGCUUAUGGCCUCCCAGACUAACCUCUACCUCACAUUAUUGUCUCUUGCUUGCUCCUAAAGUGCAGCACUCUACUCUCUCCUCAAGCUCUGCUUCACUCUCACCUUAUUUGUUUGCUAUUUCCUGUCCUAAUGUGUUCUAUACCCCACCUCCUAUAGACUGUAAGCUCCUGUGAGCAGGGCUCUCUUCAACCUAUCGUUCCUGAACGUUUUCUUGUAAUUGUCCUAUUUAUAGUUAAAUUCCCCCUCUAAUAAUAUUGUAAAGCGCUAUGGAAUCUGUUGACGCUAUAUAAAUAGCGAGAAUAAUAAUAGACCAAUACAAAUAUAUAGUGGGCUGAUGAACUGGUCAAACUUAGUAGAAAUCAUUACACCUUUACAGACUGAAGAUAAAAUAUUCAAAUGAGACUCACUGACUCAGAACCCAACCUCAAGAUAAAAAAAGCAGCGUGGGAUCACGUGUAUAGAACACGAUAUUGACGUUUUUAUAAUGUUCUACGUUUUCCAUGUUGUAUAAGAUGCAUUGUAUUUUCUGCAAUGUACAUAGUGCACUUUUAUCCAGAAACAACACUUUUUUCUUCAGAUAAAUUACUUAAAGGAACACUAUAGUCACCUAAAUUACUUUAGCUAAAUAAAGCAGUUUUAGUGUAUAGAUCAUUCCCCUGCAAUUUCACUGCUCAUUUCACUGGCAUUUAGGAGUUAAAUCACUUUGUUUCUGUUUAUGCAGCCCUAGCCACACCUCCCCUGGUUAUGAUUGACAGAGCCUGCAUGAAAAAAAAACUGGUUUCACUUUGAAACAGAUGUGAUUUACCUUAAAUAAUUGUAUCUCAAUCUCUAAAUUUAACUUUAAUCACAUACAGGAGGCUCUUGCAGGGUCUAGCAAGCUAUUAACAUAGCAGGGGAUAAGAAAAUCUUAAUUAAACUUGCUAUAAAGAAAGUCUAAAUAGGGCUCUCUUAGCAGGAAGUGUUUAUGGAAGGCUGUGCAAGUCACAUGCAGGGAGGUGUGACUAGGGUUCAUAAACAAAGGGAUUUAACUCCUAAAUGACAGAGGAUUGAGCAGUGAGGCUUCAUUAAGCUAAAGCUGUUCAGGUGACUAUAGUGUCCCAUUGUAAAGCGCUGCGGAAUUUGACGGCGCUCUAUAAAUAUCAUAAUAAUAAUCUGUUCUGAGUGGAUUAACACUUUUGCUGAGCACUGCAGAUCAGCAACACAGGGAGUGCCAGAGAAUUAUUUAGGUGCUGAUUCCACUGACUUGUCUAAUAGUUGCACAACAGAACUUUUCAGCAGUCCUGUAUAUAUAGGAGUUGUUUACUUACAAAAGUGGAAUUAACUGCAGAAAACCAUGAUGUUGACAUUAGACAGGAGCAAGUGGACCAAUUGACACAAAAAAUUAAUUGAUCAGAGAGGUGAAUUGAAAGAAGAAAUGGACAGCUCUCUUCCACACUGUAAAAAGAAACAAUUACAGAAAUAUCCCCGUAAACUCAAUAAAAUAUACUAUAUAUAGAAGGUCCUUUACCAUUCCUCUCCAUCAAAUGAUAAUCUAGAUAAUGCAAAUGAGCCCUGCCUCUCAUUUAAUUUCAAAACCAGUGCAUUAGACACAAACCAUGAAUUGGAGAGGUAUAUCAGGGUAAAAAAACUUGCAUUGGUUAGCUGUAAGGUACAUGGAGAGAGACAUUUUAGUUACGACUGGCCUGUGUGGGUAGGACCAGUCUACUGGUCUUUGCUUUGAUUCCCUUUUGCUUUGCUUCCUUUUGUGAAGGCAAACACGCUAUAUUUGAAACCACUGAACUACCCAGAGAGCAAGCUAUUUUUUGUUUUGUUCAUAGGUUGAACACAUUAGAGACCCAGUUGAACCAGUUCCCUCUAUAAACUCACUGCAAUUGUGGGCAGGUCUUUCCAUUAGUUAGAAGGCAGUAAAUUUGUACACUGAACCUAUUAGUGAAGUGAGUGGAGCCAUUCUUUCUGUACAGUGAUCAUGGUAAAUAUGCCAAAUGAUCCGUCCUCAAUUCAAAUAAAUGUUUACUUUUCAUUGACUUCAGAAUGUGUUUUUGGACCUGAUCCCCUCGUUGUUGUCCAUGCAGGUAAAGCAGUGUAUCUGGAAAUCAUUCUGUGGCGGAGGAGCUGUGUUCUCAUCUCCCUGCAUAAGUUCUGAGCCAUACAUCUUGUAUACAGCUACUCUCGGAGGCUUCAUUUCAGCUUCUAACCCGGUAAGUCCUGAUUGAUGAUCAAAGGUCUCUUUGCAUACUGUAUCGGUGAUUCUUGAAUAUUUACAGCUUGUUUGUAUGAUGCAACUGUAUUAUUUGUAACACAUUAUCACUGUAUAUAGUGUGUGUGUGUGUGUAUAUAUAUAUAUAUAUAUCAGAUAUUGUAGCUGUAUUAGUAAAGUGAUACAGAGGUAAAAUAACAGUUGAAAUUAGUAUCUUGUAAUAAUGUUUUAUGAGACUAACAGAAUUUAGGGGGGAGAGGGGGAUUUUUAGCAUUUUGGCCCUCUCUACAUUAGUUCAGCCACUGCUUGUGAUACCGGGGUAAAGCGACAUGAGUGCACGUAAAACAGAGAAAAAUAGUGACCAUUCUCACAGAGGGUCGUAAAUAUUUUGUUUAAGGAUCACAGAGUGAGGGGGGAGAGAUAUAAAUAAAUAAAUAAAAUAACAGUGCAGGGGCUGGUACUAGGAGGUGGAGAGUUAAAAAAAAUAGUUUCACAGAUUAAGAAUGCAUGUACUCACAUCCAAGAAUCAAGAACAUGCAAGAUGUAAAUAUUUGGUAAAAUUGGUUAAAAUGAUACUGUAACACAGUAAUGUAGAAAACAUGAAACUAUGCUGACUGUAAUGAAUGGUGACACAGUAUUGUUUUGCUGCAGAGGGAUUUAGAUAGAUUGGAGGACUGGGCCCCUUAGAUGGCAAAUAAAAUUUUAUGUAAAAAAAAAGUAAAGUUAUGCACUUAGGGGUAAAGAAUGCACAAGCAACUUACACUCUAUAUGGUGGUGAAUUAGGGAUAACCGCACAUGAGAAGGAUUUGGGAAUUGUUAUAGACCACAAACUAGGUAACAAUAUACAAUGUCAAUCAGCAGUUGCUAAGCCCAGUAAGGUUUUGUCAUGUAUAAAAAGGGGCAUUAAUUUUUGGGAUGAAAAUAUAAUUUUGCCUCUUUAUAAAUAACUGGUAAGACCAGACCUUGAACAUGCUGUGCAAUUGUGGGCAUCUGUUCUAAAGAAGGAUAUUAUGGCACUAACAAAAAGUGAAUAGACGGGCUACUAAAUUUAGGUAUGAAGAAAAGAUAAUAAAUAUAAACCUCUUUAGUUUAGAAAAACGGCAAGUCACUAUUGUCUGAAAAUCUUUUCAUAGACAGGAGUAUACAUAGGACAUGAGGUCACGAAGAAAGGAGACUUAGUCUAAUGCAAAUGAAAGGUUGUUUUUUUUUAUUUUAUUUUUUUACAGUAAGAACAAUAAGGAUGUGGAAUUCUCUGCCUAAAGAGGUGGUUUUAUCAGAGUCUUUAUAGAUGUUUAAACAGCAAAUGGAUGAAUACUUGCUAAAACACAAUAUGCAGGGAUAUAAUUUUUAAUUAGUGGGUGAAUAGCUUCUUGAUCUAAUGAGAUAUCUGACUGACAUUCUGGGAUCAAGAACAAACUUUUGUCUUAGUUUGUUGCCAAAUAAGAAACGAUUCAGACAGGGGUUUUGCCUUCUUUUGGACCAACAGCAAAACAUUUUGAGAAAGGCUGAACUUGAUGGACAGCUGGCUCUUUUCAGCUAUGUAACUAUUUAAAGGACCACUCUAGGCACCCAGACCACUUCAGCAUAAUGAAGUGGUCUGGGUGCCAGGUCCCUCUAGGAUUAACCCUUUUUUUUAUAAACAUUACAGUUUCAGCCUCCAAAGCCUCUAGUGGCUGUCUCAUUGACAGCCGCUAGAGGUGUUUGCGUGCUUCUCACUGUGAAAAUCACAGUGAGAAGACGCCAGCGUCCAUAGGAAAGCAUUGUAAUUGCAUGCGCAUUCAGCCGAAGAGGAGGAGAGGAGGAAGAGAGCUCCCCGCCCGGCGCUGGAAAAAAGGUAAGUUUUAACCCUUUCCUCUCCCCAGAGCCCGGCGGGAGGGGGACCCUGAGUAUGUUUUCCUGGCACUAUAGUGGUCCUUUAAGACAAUGUAUUGGUAGAUGUGAGUGGUGCUCCAUACUAGCUGCUGUAAGGAAAUACUGACUCUUCCCAAGUCUCGUGUUUUGGUACAUCUACCAAACUGGACCUGAAACUAAUUAUCAGAAUGGUUAUAGACCCCUAAUCCCCUGUUCUUUGUCUCUUCCCUCUGUCAUUCCCUGAGUUGUAGUGACAUUUUUAACAAUACCUGAAACAGAAAACUCGUUAGUGGGAGCAACUAUAUAACGCCCAGGUACUCGAUGACCUAUGUUAUGCCAAGUGGCAAAACAACUAAGCUAAAUUGGUAACUUGGGAACCUAACUAGUUGCCAAGAGAUGAUGAGAGGCUCUACCUAUGAGUUGGGCCAUUGAAUAAUUUUGCCACCGAGCGUUGUGACGGGGUGUUGGCCUCUCGGUGACCAUCAAAAAGAUUCAAGAUAGGUUGGCCGUGACAGGUGAGGACCUAAGUCCUUUGCCAAGAGGGUGGAGAUGUGAGGCACUAAGUAUGAUUUGUUCCGGGACAGCUAUGUAAAGGCACAAGAAGCCCAAAAAAGUACUAACUAUGGCCACCUGGAGUACCCUAAGACCAACCUAAAGGUAACAUUCUGUAGAGCAAGUGGUUGUCGUAAGGAGGGAGGUAGAUUUGUAAAGCAAGUUACUUGCACGGUAACUUGAAAAAACGUGAAUAUGAAACAAUGAAAAUGACAUACCCAUGGAAGAUUGAUGAAAGCGAGAAGAUUGAUGUUACUAACACUGUGAAAAUACGGCAGAGUGAUUGCCAGUUAGGUAGGUAGGUAAAGUAAGUAAGAUGAGCCCAGAACACUGAAAUACUCUAGUGAUACCUGUUACCAAAACCGAAGGAAAUUGAACCGUAUAAUAAAUGUUAAUCAUAUAUAUAGCCCGAGAUAAUCAAUGGUAAGUUUAAAGCCUGCAUGUUGUAUUGAUACGUAAGAUAUAUCAUAAGGGAGGUGACCAGAAUAAAGUAAUAACACGACCACUGGGAAGCAAUGGAAUAAAAUAUUGACUUGUGGAUAACCAUCGACAAGUUUGGAGCAAGUGCUCCAACAUAGGUAUUGCGACAGUAAAGCAUAGUAUAAAACAUAAGAGUGAGGAAAUGUAAAGUAACUGAAAAUAAAAAUUAAUAUGAAAACAUUUAACUUGUAAAAGAGAAUAUGACAUGCCUCCAAAAAAUAAAACCUGGUAUACUUAAUGAAGUAGUGAGGUGUGCAUACUUCAUACCCCUAAGCAAAGUAGACUGUUACUUACGUAAAUGAUCAAUUUUACCUAAUAAAUUGAACCAUGAGAACCUGUAAGGGAAACUGUUCCUGUAGAUGAGUGGGGAUGUUUAGUUUAAGAACAUGGUCCCCAUUACCCCUUGCUUCUGACAACCAGUAAUCGUAUGACGAACUAAAGCAAUGUACACCCUUGUAGUAUUACAAAGUACUUAGUACUGAUCAGGUGACAUAGAACCAUUUAACAUACAGAUACAUACUAAUAACACAAAUAACAAUACCAACUGUGUGUAGUUUGGGGUUCAAGUAUCAGGUAGCUAAGAUCCAUACACAUCAGAGCCCGCUACCUAUAUAAAACUAUUAUUUUUUUUAACAAAACUAUCCAGUACCAUGCCGGAAGCUUCAAUGAGACACCAAGGACAACAGCCAGACAACACCCUAUUGUGCAGAGAAAUACCAUAAUGAAGCAACUAAUAAAAUGUGUUGUAUGCAUGAAAGUAUGAAGGUGCUAAAAAUAUACAGUAGAAGCUUACCUUUAGUCCUGGAAGUAACUGAUGGCAUAACAAAAAUGCUAUGUAAAUGCCUACUGACAAGUAGCAUGACUAAACGAGGCUUAAAAUUAGAAACAGAAAGCCUGGCCGAAUGUAAAGAAUUGUAGUGACCCAGAUCGGAAAAUUAGUGCGGAUCGUGGCUCCUUACAAAUGUUUGUCACCCAUUGAUCAUUCCUCUUUAGUUUAAUUCUACAGGAAUUAUGCUAGAUAUAUGUGAUUGUUGACCUUAAACACAAAGUGGCAGUUCUUUUAAAAAUGAUGUUUUAAAAAUAUUUCUAGGUGAGAUGCAAGUUGGAUAGUCUCACAUUUAGCAUGCCAAUCUCUUCGUGUGGUGCUAUUCAUCAGCCAUGUUUAGUUUAAAAUAGAUUUAUCCCUUGAUGAUUUGCAUGCUGAUAAUAUACUCACACAGGCAGAAUUAUAUACAAAAUAGCUUUCUCCUGUCUGUUCUAUUUUGUGUGGAAAUAACAAGAGAAUCACAUAAUCACUUAUGCAGAUCUUUUCUUUAAAAUGUCCCCUUGGUUUUUACCCCUACAGUCUACUGGAGAUACGUUAUGGAGGCAUGCGUGUGGCAAACCUGUGUUUGCUUCACCUCAGUGCAACACGAAACAUGUGUUUGUUGGAUGUGUGGAUGAAAACUUCUAUUGUUUUAGUCAUUCAGGAGAGAAGGUAAGAGCGAACAUGCUAAUGGAACCUUAGUUCGAAGUGUAUGUCGACGGCCUUUAUUUAUUUUUAUUUUUUAUAUAAAUCUUUAUUAGAAUUUUCUUUCUUUUCUUUUUUUUACAAAAAACUCACAAAACAUAAACAUUCAAUACAAAAAAAUAUAUACUUUAGGGGUCAUCCGGGGGUUAGUCUGUCCAAUUUAAAUCUUUCGAUAUCUCUCCAUAGGAAGGCAGUUUAGUACUUGUUUAGACUUUCCCUGGGGUCCAGUGGGGCUGCUAUUUCUGUGUGCGAAGGAGCAGUGAUCUUCCUGCAGCUACUCCCUGCUCCCUCGCACUGUCUGCAGUGAUGUCAGGGCCGGAAUUACAUCAUAUUCCGGCUCCUGUCAUCAUUACACAGUGCAAGGGAGCAGAGAGAAGCUGCAGGAAGAUCACUGCUCCCUCGCACGAUGCCCCUGCCUGCUGCUUCCAUUCUCGCCUCCACGAUCACCGAGCCGGUCGCCUCCAUAAGAAGUAUUAAAGUGUAGAUUUUAUUUAUUCCAUAGUUAACUUAUCUAUUGGUGCUAUUUAGUAUUGCUUAAUCAUGCAUAAUUUAGAAUACGGGAAAAUAUCAUAUACUUAUUAACUUCAUUCUGUAUAGUAAUAGUGUAUCCUUUUCAUUUUACCAUGUGAUUACUUAUUUGUUCAUUAUUAACUAGUGUAUUUCUUCUUAUCUAUUAUCUAUUAUAUACAUCUUCUUUUAUUUUGCUCAUUCCCUUGCCCCUCCUUCCUCCCCUAACUCUCCUUCACUCUCUUUUCCCCGAUCUCCUCCCCUUCCAUCUCACCCUAGAGACAUGAGAAAUUUUAGGAAUUUAUCUUUCUCUAAAAAAAAAAAAAAAAAAACAUUUAAAACCGUUUCUUUAAACGGAAAAAACAAAAAGGAAAAAAGCUCCUCUUUCAUUUAUGUUUUUGCCAGAGUCCCAUAGCAUCAAUUUCUCUUUUGCUUGUGCGGCAUUUGGACAUACAUGAAUUCUAUCCGUAUAUAAAAUUCUCAGCUUAGUAGAAAAGUCCCAGGAAUAAGUUAUGUGAUUGUCUCUAAGAUUUCUGGUACAAUCAUUAAACUUUUUUCUGCUUUGUCGUAUCUCGACCGAGAUAUCAGCAAAUGUCCUUAACUUUGCAAGUUUUGGGAUGGUACUAGGAUUUUUCCUCAAUUCUUUUAAAGAUAGAUCCUUGAGUUGUUAAAUCGGAUUAUCACAUCCCUAGGAACAUUUGGCUGGGUUUAGAUACGCUGGUUUUGGGAGUCUGUGGGCUCUUUCAAUGGGAGCUGGUCCAGAAAGCAUUAGGUCAAUAUAUAGUGCGAGCAUCUCCAUUAAACAGGGAAUAAAGGUCUACCAUUUCUUCCGGAAUUCCUCUUAUCUUUAGGUUUUGUCUGCGCGGUCUGUCGUCUUGGUCUAUCACUUUUUCUUGUAGUUUAGAUAUCGUAUGGGUUGCAGGAUCUAGUUGAGUUUGUAGGUCAUUGCUUUUCAUUUGAAUUUGUUCUAUAUACUGAGAUUGUAAGGCAAUUGUGGAUUCUAAUUGAGAGAGGUAUUCUUUAUAUUCAGCCAUGGUUUUAUCCAAGUCUCCUUUGAUUCUCUGAUACAGAGCUUCUAAAGUUGUGUUUAAGGUUUGCUGGGAGAUAUCGUCUACUGGUUCAGAGGUAGUUGUUUCCAUUGUUUGAUUCAGGGAAGGCUUAGCCAUUAAUAAUCAGCUUUACCUUUUGGUGAGUAAAAGGCACUUAUUUGUUGCCCCUUAUUAGAGGGAUCUGGUUUAUUUGUUUUUUUUUAAUAUUUUCUAUCUUAUCUACAUUUGGAGGCAUUUUGUUUCUCUAUGAAUCUCUUUAGUUGUUUGUUUUCUUUUUUUUCCCCUCCUUUUUUUUCUCCCCACCCGCCCUUCUUUCCUCAUUUCCUUUCCUUUCUUCCCUUCCUCCACCUCCCUUUCCUUCCUUAAACACACCAUCUUCAACUUUUGCCCCAAGUUUCCACACGUUUCCAAGCCAGUACUUCUCUGUUUCUUGCCCAGCAUUUGCUUCCGUGUUCGUUUGUCUCCCCAGCAUUUCCACCAGCGUUUUCACGUGUCUCUCCGUCUCCUGCAAUGGUACAGCUGACUCAGACCGACAGCUCUCAGUUCAGGCUCUCCUUUACAGUACUGGGUAUCGCGGUGAUUGUCAUGAUCGUGAUCUAGUUUUCCGCUCUAGUGUAUAGAUGAUCACAUACCUCUCUCAUAACCUUCGCCUCCUCAGUUCAUUGAAGCUCAGGCCGCACUGUCAAAUGCGCCGAUUGCUUUUAACCCCUUAAGGACCAAACUUCUGGAAUAAAAGGGAAUCAUGACAUGUCACACAUGUCAUGUGUCCUUAAGGGGUUAAUAGUAAUAGUUAACAAUGUCUGACUUGGGGAGAGGUGCACUGGCAUUAUUUUUUUAUUAUUAUUUUAUUUUAACACUGAUCAUAUCCAUGAAGUCACAAGCUAUCAGACAUUAAAGGGACAUGUAAGGCUCCCAUGCAUAUUAGAUGUAAUGUGUAAGUUCGGUUACUGUUCGUUAUUCUGGGUAGUUUUUGUUUUUAUGUUUCUUUUAUUCCUGCAUAGAUUGUUAUGACUUGUAGAAUCUUCUACAACAGAAAGCUAACAAUUGAAUAACAAUACACAUUAAUUCCCAUUGUGCUCAUUUGAGCAAUGCUUAAAGGGAUGCUUGAGGCACCAAAACAACAUUAGCAUCGUGGAGUGGUUUAGGUGUGUAGUACAUGCCUCUGACGUCUCACUGCUCAGUUUUCUGCCAUUUUGGAGUUAAAUCACUUUGUUUAUGCUUCCUAUCCCCACCUUCCCUGGCUGUGACCUAUACAGCCCCUCUACAUAUAUCCUGAAAAACAAUCUAAUUUUUAAACUUCCCUUAAUGAAAAGUGUGUUUAUUUUUUUUAAGUUAUCUACUGCUUUGUUAAUUGCCUACUGGAGCAUGCAACAGCCUCCUGUGUGUGAUUAAAGGUUCAUUUACAGAGAAAGAGGAAGGGUGUGUGAGUAAAUGCCAGGGGAGGGUGUAAAAAAAAAGUGAUUUAAAUCCAAAAUGGCUGAAAGCUGAUCAAAACUGUAGGUGCACAAUCUAUACACCAAAACCGCUUCAUUAAGGUAAAGUUGUUUUGGUGCCUAGAGUAUUCUAGGUGUGAAUUAUUUUUAGGAAGCGUGCACGCAAUUAAAUAACCAAUUUGGACAGGAGCAGAUAGAGAUCAAAUCAAGUGUUUGAUUAUUUGACUAACACUCCCACCACUUCUUUUUCUCAUAUCAUUAUCCAGGGUGGGCCCUCUAGGCCGCCCACAUUGUCGGCUCCGGCACACCACAACCAAUUUUUCAUAUCACUAUAUGUUUCAUAUAGGGACCUUACAUACCUACUUCUAAUAUGCUCUCAUUAUGGCCUUUGAUGCCCUGACCACAAAUAUAUAUAUAUAUAUAUAAAUUAUUAUUAUUUUUUUUUAUCUGUUUGUUUAUUUUGCUUUUAUUUUUACAGACUUGACACAUAUGCAUUAUUUAAAUCACUUGUUUAUAUUUGCAAACUGAUAACUCUGUGGGGCUAGAGUUCUGGCAAAACAAUUGUCUGCAGGUCAGUUAGGACAAGCAUUACCGAUUGGCAGCCUCAAAUAGACAGGCUCCUCAGCAGAUUCAACAAUCAACAGCCCUCUCUGAUUAGAUCAAAUUGAACAGUUUUAACUUCUGCCACAGUCCUUCCUAAACAUUUCUGAGAGCAUACACUAAUUCAGAGAAGACCAAGUAUCGUAGUACAUGUAUAUGUGACUUCCAUUUCUCAUGGUGCCCAGCCAACCUUCAUUUAUACUACUCACUGCAUAAUGAAAACAUUCACAAGUCCAUUUUAAGUCAUUUCUAGCUAACCUGUGCAUACAUUUAGAUAUGUACUAAACCCAAUUUAAUCUGUCUGACUAAUAAUUUGUCAUGGUUCAUAGAGAUACACUGAAUUUGGAAAAUGCAGUAACCACUGUAUGACAGUUAUAAUACAAGUCUGGUAAUUAAACUGUCUGUCAGUGAUUUCUUGGGAGUCACACUAGUAUUGUUAACUGAGGUUAUGGAAUUUAGAACUGUCAUCAGAAAAGUGACAGUUUCUCUUUAAGUGUGCUGGCCCAGUGUAUUGUUCUUGCAGAUCACUCUACACAGUAAUGAAAAUGUCAUUUUCUCAGAAAUUAGCAUAUUUGCUAAAUAGUUUGUAUUUAUACUAAUUAGUACAAAAUCAUAUCUGUGAAUAAACAUUUGUGAUUCGAUUCUGACAAAUAUUUUGUUCUCUUUUUUUGGCUAUUCUUGCACAGGUUUGGCAUAUUACCACCAGCGGGCCAAUAUUUUCCUCCCCGUGUAUUUCAAGUAUUUCCCAGAAAGUCAUUUUUGGCUCACAUGAUGGCUUCAUCUAUUGCUGUGACAUGGAGGGCGUUUUACUUUGGAAAUACAAAACCAGCUCAAGGGUGUAUUCCACUCCAUUUGUGUUUCCACACCCACACACGCAGAACAUGGAAUUUGUGGCAGCUGCUUCUACAGAUGGGAAUGUGUGGGUUUUCAAUGCUGGCAGCGGGCUCUUGGACACUGUGUAUAAACUUGACGGAGAAGUAUUUUCUUCACCCGUUGUUUGGGGAAAUUACCUGGUUAUUGGCUGCAGAAAUGAUUAUGUCUAUUGUUUGGAUCUAAUGAGCAGCAGAUCAUCCAUAUGAAGAUUUAGAGGAGGACUAAUUUUGACUACCGUGUAGUUAUACAAGAUGCUGGUGGAAAUAUGUAGCAGCUAGGUCUGUAAUGCGAUAUGCAUCCGGUUAGGACCAAAUAUUGACCAUAUAUGGAUAGGGGGUGUGUUUUGGACAAUUAGCACACCUGUACUUAAUAGAGCUUAUUAUGUGGGGUAUAUAUGUUUGCACUAGCAGUUUCUGUUUAGAUUGCAUCUGAGGAAGACCUAUUUUGGUUGAAACGCGUUGUGCUGUUCAUAUUUGAUUGUUUUAUCUAACUUUUAUGAGAAUAAAGAUUAUUCUAUUUUAUUUUGGUUCCUGAUUCUUCUGGAUAUCCUUAAGUUCCAGUAAGACCUCAUCUAUUACCAUCUAUCCUUAUUGUGGAUGAAUUGUAUCUAUAGUUCAGAGCCAAUCUUUAAAAUGGUUCUGUAAAUAGUGAGUGUUCAAUUUUAACCCAUCUUAAUAUUGUUUUUGUUGUUGUUUUUUUAACAUAUUAUACUAUAUGGG
Molecule: messenger RNA, 49296 nt
Organism: Pelobates cultripes (western spadefoot toad)
Lineage: Eukaryota; Metazoa; Chordata; Amphibia; Anura; Pelobatidae
Source: the annotation of a GenBank genome assembly